GUGCUGCACAUUAAUCGCUCGCAAAACGCAAACGACCGACGUCUUGGUGAAAGAUUUCGGGGAUGAUGACUUGAUAUUUUUCGCUAAUUCAAGAGCCAUUAUAGGCAGGAAAACGAAACAAUCGUGACUUACACAUAUAUAGACUAGUUAAACCUUAUUUAUUUCUCGAUUUAAUUCAUAAACUCUUCAAUAAUCGCUUAGUUUUGUGCUUUUUGUGUUUGUGCUAAUUUUUUCUUUUCGACGAGUGUGAUUUUUGUGGUGGCAUCAUGAAUCGACAGCAGAAUUCUAUAACGCAGCAGCAGGAGACCCAAAUGCAGCAAUCCCAGACUCAGCAGUACUCUCAGCAAAGGGUUACGCGAACUGAGCAACAUGUCACAAGACAAGUUACUGGACACACGUCAGUGCAUGGAGCGCAUCAAGGAUAUCAACAAAUAACUGGAUUUGGUCCAAACGCCCAGCCUCCAGUUUUCGAGAAGGUAUUUAGUAAUGCCCGUUUUGCACAAGGUGGUGUGGCCUCAUUCGAAGGUCGCGUGACAGGAAAACCACAACCAACCGUGACUUGGACCCGAAAUGAAGCCCCACUAAUCAAUUCCAAUAAACAUAGAUUGUCCUACAACGAAACGACUGGAGAUAUCACUCUCCAGAUACACCAAAUCGGCCCUGGUGACGAGGGAGAAUACGUAUGUACUGCCAAAAACCAAUAUGGAGCCGCAAUUUGUUCUGUUUAUAUUCAGCCCGAAGGCAUGCAAAUGCCACAUGUUCAAAGACAAGGAUACCAGAAAAUCGAAGAAACCACGUCUUACACUAAUGGACAUUUCGUGGAAGACUUCAAAAUCGAUACGUUCGAAUAUAGACUCCUGAGGGAAGUUUCUUUCAGAGAGUCCAUAACGAGAAGAUACGUCAAUGAGAAAGAUACCGUGAUCUCUACAACGGUGGAAAAAUCAUUGGGACCUCCAGCACCGCCUCAAAUAGCGCAGAAACCUAGGAAUUCGAAACUUCUCGAAGGUUCUGACGCUGUCUUCACAGCCAAAUUAUCUGGAAAUCCAAGAUCCAGAAUCACAUGGUUCAAGAAUGGCCAAAGAAUUACCGAGUCGCAAAAAUACGAAACGAACUUCUCAAAUAACCAAGCUUCUCUCAGAGUGAAGCAGGCUCAAAGUCAGGAUUCUGGCCAUUAUACUCUACUUGCUGAGAAUCCUCAGGGUUGCGUAGUAUCGUCUGCAUUUUUGGCGAUUGAACCAGUAAACACCCAAGAAGGUCUCAUUCAUGAAUCUUCGUUCAAGCAACAAGUCACCGAUACUGAACAAACUGAUACCGGAAAAACUUUGGCGCCCAAUUUUGUCCGAGUGUGCGGAGAUAGAGAUGUCACCGAAGGAAAAAUGACUCGCUUCGAUUGUAGAGUAACUGGAAGACCAUACCCGGAAGUUACAUGGUAUAUAAACGGUAGACAAGUUGUGGAUGAUCACAACCAUAAAAUCUUAGUGAACGAAUCUGGAAAUCAUGCUUUGAUGAUAACCAACGUUAGUAGAAACCAUUCUGGAAUUGUGACAUGCAUCGCAAAGAAUAAAACUGGAGAGACCUCAUUCCAGUGCAAUUUGAACGUAAUCGAAAAGGAACAAGUUGUGGCCCCCAAAUUCAUAGAGAGAUUCUCGACCAUGAAUGUGCGAGAAGGGGAACACGUUGUUCUACAAGCUAGGGCUAUUGGCACCCCAAUCCCGAAAAUAUCGUGGCAGAAAGAUGGCGUUGUCCUCACGCCUGGACCGAACAUACGUAUUAUGAGUGAGGGUGGAGCAUCAGUUUUAGACAUCUCCAAUGUUAAAUUGUCUGAUGCAGCUUGGUAUCAGUGUACUGCUCAAAAUGUUGCCGGUUCGACAGCAACCCGCGCCAGGCUGUUCGUUGAAACACCACAAGGUCCAACCCCCGAACCAAGACGUCUGCACCUGCCUCGUCCAACGAAAGUCAUCGAACCUGAACCCGAACCUGGCCCAGAAGUGAUUUACCUCCGUCAUGUUGAACGCGCUCGACCUCAUGCACCUCCGUCCGAAACUGAUCGUGUGUAUCCACCACCUCAGUUCAUCAUACCGUUGCGUGAUGCAGUACAAUUCGAAGGAGGUAAAGUCCAUUUCGAAGCCAGGAUAGAACCCGUUGGCGACCCUACCAUGAUUGUGGAAUGGUUCGUCAAUGGAAAACCUUUGGAAGCCAGCUCGAGAGCUACUUCCAUUUUCCGUUUUGGAUUCAUAGCAUUAGAUUUGAUAAGUUUAGUUAUGAGAGAUAGUGGAGAAUACGUUUGUAGAGUAACUAGUUCUACUGGUUGCGUUGAAUCCAGAGCGCUUCUCUCCGUGAAUCCUCGAGCCUCUAUCGAACAGACAAGUCAACAUCCAGAAAGUCUGCAAUACAUUCAGCAACUAGAGGAUUACUCGAAAUUCCAAAGAUCCGAGAGUUACGACGAAACGAUUAACCAAAGACCUCAUUUCAUCCGACCACUCCACGACCUAGGAGAACUUCAAGAGGGUAGGAAUGCUCACUUCGAAGCUCAACUGACACCUGUCAGUGAUCCCACAAUGAAAGUGGAAUGGUAUAAAGAUGGAAGGCCAAUCACGGCCAGUUCACGAAUCAGUACGAUAUUUAACUUCGGCUACGUUUCUCUCAAUAUUUUGCACCUACGGGCCGAAGAUGCGGGAUCGUACACAGUUCGUGCUGUUAAUCGUCUGGGAGAAGCAAUCAGCACAGCUACUCUACAAGUUAUCGUCAGAUCUACUGUAACAGGAGACUUGGGAAUUCCAGAACAGCAAAGAUACAUCGAACAAGUUGAACAGUUGGAAGCAUACCAACAGCAACAACACCAAAAGUACGUUAUGGAAACGCCCGAAUGCUCAGCACCUCCUGAAUUCAAGACCCCUAUUAAAGACCAACACCAAAUACGCGAAGGAGGAUUCGCACAUUUCGAAGCCCGUUUAGAACCAGUGGGAGAUUCCACUCUCAAAGUGGAAUGGCUUCGCGAUGGAAAAACAAUCGAGGCUAGUUCUAGAAUUACUAGCUUCUUCAAUUUUGGAUACGUUGCACUCACGAUCAAAGAUGUAACCGUCCAUGAUGUCGGAAAUUACACCUGCCGCGCAUACAAUGCAAUGGGACAAGCUACUACCACAGCACAAUUGAGUGUGGUUAGCAAAAAAGAUAUCAUUUUUGAUUCACAGCACCCCGGAGGUCUACAGAAAAUACAACAUUUAGAAGAUUCAAGUAGAUACUCGAGAAGGGAGCAGGAAGAAGUUAUUGUGACCCAAAAACCUAGAUUUAUGGGACCUCUCAAGGGAACAAAUAAGAUUGUAGAAGGUCAAAGAGCUCACUUCGAAGCUCGCGUUGAACCUCAAAGCGACUUGACCAUGAAAAUUGAAUGGUACCAUAAUGGCAAACCUAUUCAAACUGCCAAUAGGAUCCAAACUUACUAUGACUUCGGUUAUGUUGCUCUCGACAUUCUGAGUGUCAGAGCCGAUGAUGCUGGAACGUACACUGUCGUGGCAAGAAAUGCCUUGGGAGAAGCUCAGUUGUCCGCCUCUAUGGUCAUUGAAACUCGAGCAAGCAUCGAUACAAGGAGUAUGCACAGAGGAACCUACGAUAAAACUAAGCAAUUAGAGGAAUCUAAAUUCGUAGAACCACAAUACCAAAUCGAGGAGAUCUCCAAAUCCAAACCGAUAUUCACGGUACCGCUAACUGAUCCCCAACCUGUAUCUGAAGGUAGAAAUGUCCACUUGGAAUGUCGUUUAGAGCCAAUGGGAGAUCCAACAAUGCGAGUAGAAUGGUAUUGCAACGGAAGGCCUAUAACUGUGGGAUCAAGAUUCCGAACCUACAAUGAUUUCGGUUUCGUUGCCCUAGACAUCAUUCAUGCUACUGCAAUCGAUUCCGGUGAAUACACAGUGAGAGCUGUGAAUCACUUGGGAUCUGCUCAUACAUCGGCAUGUGUGAGGGUUAUAGGAAGAUCUGAUAUAAUCACAGAUACUCAACACGAACAAUCGUUAGAGCAAAUCCAGUAUUUGGAAGAUUCUUCACGUUAUCGUAAACAUGUUACUGAAGAUGUACAAGUCCUUCAGGCUCCUCAGUUCACAAGACCGUUACACAACAUCGAAACGGUGGAAGGAACGAACAUUCAUAUGGAAUGUCGUCUUCAACCUAUUGGAGAUCCUACCAUGAAAGUCGACUGGUUUGUGAACGGAGUUCCUGUGAAAACUGGACAUCGGUUCAGACCAGCAUAUGAUUUCGACUAUGUUGCUCUUGAUCUACUGAGUGUUUAUCCGGUAGAUUCUGGAGUUUACACUUGCCAAGCAAGAAACCAGUUAGGAGAAGCAGUUACCUCUUGUUCUGUGAGAGUAAUUGCCAAAAAAGACCUACUACUCGAAACACAACAUCCCUCAGGUCUGGAAAAAAUUCAGUAUCUAGAGGAUUCAUCAAGAUACAAAAGAACAGAAUUUGUUGACGAACAGGUUACAACAAGACCAAAAUUCAUCACGAAACCCAAAAGCUAUGACAAUAUGUCAGAAGGUUCUCACGCCCACUUUGAGUGUAAAUUAGAACCUGUAACCGAUCCUAAUUUGAAGGUUGAAUGGUUCAAAAACGGGCGUCCUAUUACUGUCGGGCAUAGGUUCCGACCAAUCCAUGAUUUCGGUUACGUUGCUUUAGAUAUUGUCGACUUGAUUGCUGAAGAUUCUGGAACCUACACAUGUCGGGCAACAAAUCUUGUAGGUUCGGAUGAAACAGUUUGCGCCCUACGAUGCAGAAGCAGUGGACAAAUCAUUACAUCUUCACAAAACGAGCAGGGUCUACAACAAAUCCAACACCUCGAGGAUAGAUCUCGUUAUCACAGAAGAGAAGAAAUUGAUGAGACGACAACUCAAGCCCCUACCUUCACAACAUCCCUGAAGAAUAUCGAAAUCAAGGAAGGACAAAGGGCACACUUCGAGUGUCGCAUAAUUCCAGUGUCAGAUGCUACAAUGAAAGUUGAAUGGUUCCAUAAUGGCCAACCGUUGAAGUCCGGCUCAAGAUUUACGGAAACCAAUAGCUUCGGGUUUGUUGCUUUAGAUAUACUGCACACAUAUCCUGAAGAUUCCGGUACUUACACAUGUAGAGCAACCAAUGCUCUGGGAGAAGCUGUAACUUCUUCCGUUUGUUUGGUUCAUUCCAAGAAGUCGAUUUAUUCUGAAACUGUUCAUGAAGGCGCUUUGAUGAAAUUACACGAACUGGAAGAUUCCAGUCGCAGUCAACGAACAGUUGUACAGGAAGAGAUUGUGACGCAAGCCCCUGUGUUCACAAUGCCAAUCAAAGAUGUUCAAGUAGCUGAAAAUCAAGCGGCUCACUUUGAAGCUCGACUUAUUCCAGUUGGAGAUUCACGACUCAAAGUAGAAUGGCUAAGAAAUGGGGUACCAAUUGAAGCAUCUAACCGAUUGACAACUAUGCACGACUUUGGAUAUGUCGCUCUGAAUAUGAAAUAUGUUAACCCAGAAGAUUCCGGUAGUUACACGUGUAGGGCUGUGAAUGAUCUUGGUGAAGCAGUAACUUCUGCAACCUUAUUUGUUCAAUCCAAAGCAUCCCUUCAAUUGGAAUCUCAACACGAAGGAGCUCUUCAGAAACUUCGUCAGUUGGAAGAUCAUACCAAAUACCAACGGCGUGAGGAGGAAGAAGUUGUUGUAACUCAAGCUCCUCAUUUCUCCACACAUCUUAACGGACCAUCUGAGUUGAUUGAAGGACAAAGCGCUCAUUAUGAAUGCAGAAUAGAGCCGUACCCAGAUGCAAAUCUCAAAGUCGAGUGGCUACAUAACGGCAAACCACUCACAACAGGUCAUAGAUUCCGCACAGCCUACGACUUUGGAUUUGCCAGUCUGGAUGUCUUAUCGGUAUAUGCCGAAGACUCCGGAGAAUACACCUGUAGAGCGACAAAUCGCUUAGGUACAGCUCAAUCAUCUGUAAACACCAAUAUCAAAUCUAAAGCAUCCAUAAUUAGAGAUACUCAACACGAAGGAGCACUGGAUAAGAUUCACUAUUUGGAAGAUGGAUCGAAAUACAAACGUGUCAGCAGAGACGAAGCUAUUCUAUUAGAGAAACCUCAAUUCGGCAGAGGACUGAAGAAUAUUCAAAACCUACCAGAAGGCUCAAGCGCCCAUCUGGAAGCUACUCUCACGCCAGUCAAUGAUCCUACAAUGAGAGUUGAAUGGUAUUGCAAUGGAAGACCUAUUCAAACUGGACACAGAUUCAAAACUACAUACGAUUUCGGAUAUGUGGCUUUGGACAUCCUCUAUGCCUACGGAGAAGACUCCGGUACUUACAUGUGUAAAGCUCGUAACGCAGUUGGUGAAGCAGUUACCACUGCAGCGGUUUCGGUAACUACUAAGAGUGGAUUAGAGUUAGAGACACUGGAUGAACAGAGACUCAAGAAAAUCAGAGAUCUCGAAAGCUACGAAAGACCCAAGAAAGAAGAGGCUGAAGAAACACCUCAAAAGCCGGUGUUCCUCACGCCUCUAAUGAGUUUAGAUAAUUUGAAAGAGGGAGAACAUGCUCAUCUCGAAUGCCGAGUAGAACCAAUUAAUGAUGCCAAUUUGAAAAUCGAAUGGUUCGUUAACGGCGUGAAACUGAGAGCAGGUCAUAGGUUCAGAACUACUUACGAUUUCGGUUAUGUUGCAUUAGAUGUCCUGUACACAUACCCGGAGGACAGCGGCACUUAUAUGUGCAAAGCCACCAACUUGGUCGGAGAAGCCGUCAACACGUGCACUAUCAAAGUAGGUGGAAGAAAGGGAAUUAUUUUGGAUACACAUCAUCCAGAAGGUCUGGAAAAAAUAAGAGAAUUAGAAGCUCAGGGCCAUCCAACACGUUUAGAAGUAGAUGAACCAAUUCCAAUUCCACCUAGAUUUACUGCAGAAUUGAGGGGUACUACAGAGAUAUACGAAGGACAAACAGCUCAUUUCGAAGCUCAAAUUGAACCGAUAAAUGACUCUAAUCUCAAAAUAGAGUUCUACCAUAACGGCAAACCUUUACAGUCUGCAUCAAGGUACCAUACAACAUUCGAUUUUGGUUAUAUUGCAUUAGAUAUUGGACACGCAGUACCUGAAGAUGCUGGAGAAUAUACUGUCAAAGCUUUCAAUCAGCUUGGAGAAUGUAAAUCUUCCACAAAUCUCCGCGUCAUAUCAAGGGACAAUAUCAUUUUGGAAUCACAAAGACCCGAAGGUUUAGAUAAGAUCAGACAGCUCGAAGAACAUCAACCAUACAAACGUCCCGAGUAUGAGGAACCUCCUACUCGGCAAAGACCAGUUUUCACCCAACCAUUACAAAACAUUGAUUAUAUCCAAGAGGCUCAAACAGCCCAUUUCGAAUGUAGACUCAUUCCUGUUGGAGAUCCAACCCUUAAAGUGGAAUGGUUCAGAAACGAAAAGCCCAUCGAAGAUAGCUCCCGUAUCACCAAAGUUCAUGAUUUUGGUUUCGUGUCUCUCGAUAUUACCCAUGUACGCGAUGAAGACCAAGGGGUGUAUAUGUGUAAAGCAUCCAAUCCCUUGGGAGAAGCAGUCACUACAGCAUCUAUGAGAAUAAAAACUAAAGCUAGUAUUCAACUCGAAAGCCAACAUCCUGAAGCUCAAAGACGUAUUCAACAAUUGGAACAACCCUUAGCACCUAGAGAAGAAGAACCUGAACGUGAAUUCGAAAAACCUUUCUUCACGCAGCUUCUCAAUGGACCUACAGAAUUGUGGGAAGGACAACAUGCACACUUCGAAGCACGUGUUGUUCCAGUUGGUGACCCCAACUUACGAUUCGAGUGGUAUGUCAAUGGGGUAGAACUCAAAUUAGGAUCUAGGUUCAAGGUUACUCACGAUUUUGGUUUUGUAACUUUGGAUAUCAUGUCGACUGUACCUAACGACUCUGGAGUUUACAUGUGUAAAGCAAUUAACAAAGCUGGUGAAGCAGUUUCAUCUAUUUCGAUGAAAGUUAAAUCGAAAUCGAACAUAAUGGGUGAGCCACUCCAACCUGAUGCUUGGCAAAAAAUUCAACAGAAGGAGGCAGAUAUGAAUAAAGUACCUGAAAUGUUCGUCGAUACCACCCCUCAACAACCACCAGUGUUCACUACUCAUCUGAAGAGUUUUGAUAAAUUAUCAGAAGGUCAACAUGUUUAUUUGGAAGCACAAGUUGAGCCUAGAAGUGAUCCAAAUUUGAGGGUGGAAUGGUUCAAAAAUGGAGUUUCGCUCACUACCGGUACAAGACUCAGAAGUACAUUUGAUUUUGGUUUGGUUACACUAGCUAUCAAUGGUCUAAGAGCUGACGAUUCGGCCAUCUACACAUGUAAAGCCACCAAUUUGAUGGGUGAAGCAAUUUCAACAUGCACGCUCAAAAUCGAGGACAAACACUGGCUACUUGGACAAACACUACAUCCAGAGGCUAUACCCAAGCUCCAGGACUUGGAAAGAGCACCUGAAGCUCGACCGGAAGCACCAGAACCAACGUACGAAUUGCCGAUGUUCAUCACCCAUUUGAAUAAUGUGGAGUGUACGGAAGGCGAUUCCGUUCACUUCGAGUGUAACGUAGAACCUUCAAAAGAUCCAACAUUGAGAAUCGAUUGGUUCGUAAAUGGAAAACCAUUACCUAGUGGUGCUAGAUACAAAUCCACAUACGAUUUUGGUUAUGUAGCUUUAGACAUCACCCAUUCCUAUGAGGAAGAUUCUGGCGUAUACACUUGCAAAGCAACCAACAGUAAAGGCUCAUGUACCACCUCUGGUUCCUUACGUUGUACUGGAAAAUCUAACCUGUUUUUCGACACUCAACAUCCACAAGGAAAAAUGGGACUAGAAGCUGUUGAACAAGUAGAACAAGCUUACAUGGAUAAAUAUAAGAGAUCUGAAUCUGUGGGAGAGAAAAUGUUCCCCAAGCCCAUAUGGACUGUUCCACUCAAUCCAGAAUUCCAUUUGGCAGAAGGUCAACCUUUGCACCUCGAAGGAACUGUAGAACCGAAAGAAGAUCCAAAUAUGAAAAUCGAAUGGUUCUUCAAUGGAAAAUCGUUGGACCAUGGUUCUCGUUUCAAGCUUACCAGCGACUUUGGAUUCGUUACUCUAGAUUUAACAGAUGUUUACGAACGUGAUCAAGGAAUCUAUACUUGUAAAGCUACGAACAAAGCAGGUGAAGCUUUCACAUCAACAACUAUUUACUGUACAUCAAAAUCAAAUCUUAUCGAGCGUACUCAACAUCCUAAAGGGCAAGAAGGUCUUGAGAAAAUACAGAAUCUUGAAGAUUCGCUGAAUAGACCUGAAGUACCAACACCUGAAUCGGAUGAGGGACAUGCUCCAGUAUUCACAUCAGAUUUUACUGACUUGACUAAUCUGACCGAAGGAGAAAUCGCUCACUUUGAAGCUGGUUUAACACCUAUCGGUGAUCAGAGUAUGAAGGUUGAAUGGUUCUACAACGGUAAAAACAUCGAAGCGUCACACAGAUUCAGAACUGUACAUGCCUUCGGCAUGGUAGUACUCGAGGUACUUGGAACAAAGAUAGAAGAUUCUGGAACUUACACUUGUAAAGCUACAAAUAAAUGGGGAACAGCCACACAAAACGUUACACUCAAGUGUUCCGAAAAAAUACAUGGACAGGCACCUAAAUUUACUACUCAAAUCCAAGAUAUAGUUGGUCUCAAAGACGGCCAAUCUGCUCAUUUCGAAUGUACUUUGACUCCAAUUAACGAUCCCAAUCUGAAAGUCGAAUGGUUCCAUAAUGGACAACCAAUCUUGCAGUCAUCAAGAAUAAAAUCUGUUUCAGACUUUGGUUUCGUAGUACUUGAUAUUUCGUAUAUCCAGAAUCAUGACUCCGGCGAAUAUGUUUGCCGAGCAAGCAACAAAUAUGGCGAGGAUUACACCAAGGCCACAAUUUCAGCUCAUGGCAAAGGUGGUGUAUUCUCUGAGAGUUUGCAACCAGAAUCACUAGCCAGAAUAAGAGAACUGGAAAGUCUUCAAGGUCAUCAUGCACAACCAUUACCAACCCCUGUUGCCGAACCUCCCAAAUUCAUCACCCAAAUCCAAGACAUCACGAAAUUGGUUGAAGGACAAAGUGCUCACUUCGAAGCCCGUUUAACACCGGUAACUGAUCCUGAUCUCGUGGUGGAAUGGUAUUACAAUGGAAAGAAAUUACCGCAUGGUCACAGGUAUCGAACUUUCCACGACUUCGGUAUCGUUAUCUUGGAUAUCUUGUACUGUUAUGAAGAAAAUUCAGGAGUGUAUGAAUGUAGAGCACGUAACAAAUACGGCGAGGAUUCUACGAAGGCAACGAUGAAAUGCGUAUCAAAGGCUAAUUUAAUCCUGGACUCGCAACUACCGCGGGGCAUGGAAGGAGGUCUAGAGAAAAUACAAACUCUGGAAGACUCAAUGAUACGACAACGUGAAGAGAAAAUUGUAGAAGAGAAAGGAAGAGCUCCGGUAUUUACUGUGCCUUUAUCAAACAUUGAGAGCCUUAGAGAAGGGGAAAGUGCACACUUUGAAGCACGUUUGAUACCAACUGAUGAUCCUAAGCUCAAGGUUGAAUGGUUCUGGAACGGUAAAUCACUCAGAACUGGUUCGAGAUUCAGAACCUUCUGCGAUUUCGGUUUCGUUAUUCUUGAAAUAUCUCCAGUAUACCCAGAAGAUUCCGGAGAAUACUCAUGCAGGGCAAUCAAUGAGUAUGGAGAAGCUGUUACUACAGCAUCCAUGAAAAUACAAGGCAAACGUAACAUCAUUCUCGAAUCUCAAUUACCUAAAGGUAUGGAAGGAACCAUUGACCGCAUUGCGGAACUGGAAGGUUUGGGAACUAUACCAUCCCAACCUUCGCCUGAAGAUGAGACUGGAAAACCACCAGAAUUCAUAACGACACCAUCUGAUUUAACUCUAAUUGAAAACUCCCUGGCUCACUUCGAAUGUAGGCUGACACCUAUAAACGAUCCAAGUAUGAGAGUGGAAUGGUUCCACAACGGAAAAGCUUUGUGGUCAGGCUCGCGCAUCAAAACAAUAAACGAUUUCGGAUUCGUCAUCCUCGAGGUGGCUGGCGUUUAUCAAAGAGAUUCUGGAUUCUAUACUUGCAAAGCUACAAACAAGCACGGAGAGGCAACAGUGUCAUGUAAACUGCAAGUAAAGGGAAGACAAGGUAUCAUUCUGGAACCACAGUUACCAUCAAGCUUCAGAUCGGGCACGGAGAGUAUUCAACGUCUGGAAGAAACAUUGUACAAACGUGACGAAAUUAUGCCUGAAGAAGAGAAACCAAAUCCGCCUAGAUUCAUUGUCGAGAUUAAAGACAACGUGGAUGUCCCAGAAGGUGGACCAGUUCACUUCGAUUGUAGGGUAGAGCCCAUAAACGAUUCAUCCAUGCGCAUUGAAUGGUACCACAACGGUAGACCGUUCGCAACCGGUUCCAGGGUACACCAAAUCAACGAUUUUGGAUUCAUUUCACUAGAUAUAGACUACACGUACGCAAGGGAUGCUGGAGAAUAUAUCUGUAAGGCGACCAAUAAAUGGGGAACGGCUAUGACCAAGGCAACAGUAACAUCAAAAUCUAAGAGAAAUAUCGAUUUUGAAUCUCAACUUCCUUCUGGAAUAAGCGCUGAGAAACUUAAAGAGCUAGAACGCGGACCGGUAUCCAGGGCUCCUCAAGAAGAAAAGGUUUUCACGAAACCUAAGUUCAUAACUCAAAUACAAUCAUCCACUGUGGAAGAAUCUGAAACUGUUCAUUUCGAAUGUCGCGUUGAACCAAAAGACGAUCCGAGAUUGAGGGUAGAAUGGUACAGGAAUGGCAAACUUUUACCUUCAGGAAGUCGUUACAAGAACAUCUACGACCUAGGAUUCGUAUCCUUGGAUAUUUCCUACUUCUAUUCUGAUGACGCUGGUGAAUAUGUAUGUAGAGCUGUUAACGACCAUGGCGAAGACUUCACUAGAGCUAGUGUCUCGUGCAAGAAAUUGCCUAAUAUAAUUCUACAAAACCAAGUGCCGAAGGGAAUGAAGAGAUCUGAAACCCUAAUGCAAAUGGAGGCUGCUAUCAAGAAGUACACUUCCGAGAUUCAUUUGACAGAAGAAGAUUUGUACGAUGUCGACAAAAAACAACCACCACGAUUUGUCACGCAAAUCCAAGACCAAACAGAACUGGUCGAAAUGAACAGCACCAAGUUCGAAUGUCAAUUGGCACCUGUGGGAGAUCCUAACAUGAAAGUUGAGUGGUUCUUCAAUGGAAAACCGUUGCCACAUAAGAACAGAUUCACACCCAUUUACGAUUUCGGAUAUGUGGCAAUGAACUUCGGUUGGGUGUACCCAGAAGACAGCGGUGAAUAUUUGUGCCGCGCAACAAAUUUGUAUGGUCAGGAUGAAACAAGAGCCAUCAUAAAAACAACCGGUAAACCUGGCAUCAUUUACGAGUCACAGUUACCGAAAGGUAUGAAGAGUAUCGAGAAAAUAAGAGAAUUGGAAGCCGCCUGGCAAGUUGUACCCGAAGAGCCAGAAGAAGAGUCCAAACCAAGGCAAGCACCAGUAUUUGUCAGCAAGCCAGAACCUGUAACAGUACAAGAAGGCGAAUGGGCAAGGUUUUGCUGUCGUGUUACUGGUCAUCCACGUCCGAGGGUCAUGUGGUUGGUGAACGGUCAUACCAUAGUUAACGGUGCGCGCUACAAGUUGACUUAUGAUGGGAUGUAUCAUAUGGAUAUUCCGAAAACUCGUCAAUACGAUACUGGAAAAGUUGAAGUGAUUGCACGUAGCGCAGCCGGGGAAGCCAUUGCUGAAACCGAACUCAAAGUAGUACCAAGACAUGAUGAUUAUAGAAAUGUAUUGAAAAAUUCGCCACGACCUUGGUAUGAUCUUGAAUUAUCCCAGUAUCAGAAAGAAAGACAAAAUACAGAACUCGAGAAGAUCUUUGACGAGAGAAAUACGACACUCAGAGAGACUGGCAUGCAAGUAUCUGGAAUACAUAUUCAACCUAAAGAAUUGAAGGAGCAACAAACAGAAUGGCAACAAACUGUUAAGAGUAAAAAGAGUUCAGAUUACUACAACAAAUUACAAGAAUUAGAAAAUGAACAAAUCACAAAGGAAAUCAAAUUGAGGGAAACUCACCACCAAUUCGCUAUUCCUGGAGAGAAAGUUGUUGCAAACUCUGUAGCAAGAGGAAUGGCGCAAAAAUAUCAGGAGAAUUUGGAAUCUCCAGAGAGUCACCCACACAAGGUACAACUGAGGAAAGUACAAAGGGAAAACAAGUUCCAAACCAACGAAGUAGAAAUUGAUUCGAAAACCGGGGCGUAUCCUCCUGAACCCACUGAAUCCUCGGUGCAUGGAAGAGAAGUUCAUGUCACUAAACAGAAACAAACACAAAAAGAAAUACAAGGUGAUCUGGAAAUCACCCGUAAUAUCACCGCUACUGAAACUACCGACGUCGAACAUAAGGCUAGGACUCAGGAGAAACUUGUACAAGGUCAAGUGUUACCCAGUAACCCACCUCACUUCACCAAAAAGAUAAAACCGUGCCGAGCAUUUGAGAAUGACUCGGCAAAAUUCGAAGUCGAGUUCGAUGGAGAUCCAUUACCCAAAAUAACCUGGUACAGGGAAGAUUUUCCAAUUACUAGUUCGCCAGAUUUGAAAAUCUACACAUUCAGUACUAAAUCCAUCUUACAAAUCAGACAGGUCUUCUUAGAAGAUUCAGGAGUGUUCAGUGUAGUUGCUGAAAACCGUGGUGGUACGGCAAAAUGCAGUGCUAAUUUGGUAGUUCAGGAGAGACGAAGAGCUGGAAGAGCAGGUCCAAUACCUCCCAGUUUCGUCACAACAAUUCAGAGCACAACUGCACCAAUCGGACAGUUGGUUAGGUUUGAUGCUAGAAUAAACGGAACCAAACCAAUCGACGUUUACUGGCUGAAAGAUGGUAAGAAAGUUACACCUGAUAUCAAGUACAAAACACUGGAAGAAGAUGAGGUUCACACACUCCUGAUAUUAGAAGUGACCUCUGAAGAUUCCGGCAAAUACGAGUGUGUGGCUAUCAACAACGCAGGAGAAGCUCGUUGUGAAGCCGAAUGUUUGGUUCAAACACCAGCAUCACCAACAAAAACAGCCAAACCAACCACCCCUAGUGCUGAAAAACAGCCAACCCUGAUUGAACCAUUGAAAGAUCAAACCAUCAAAGAAGGCCAGGCAGCUGCUUUCAGAUGUAAAAUUUCAGCCAAACCUUCACCCACCAUCAAAUGGCAAAAGGGUGAUAAGGUUAUCAAGCCGUCCAGAUACUUCCAAAUGGUAAAAGACGGAGACAAUUGUAUACUCAAGAUCAGUGAAGCUUUUCCUGAAGACGAAGGGCUCUAUAAAUGCGUGGCUACCAACCCAGCUGGUACUAUCACCACACAGGCCAAUCUGAAAGUUGUACCUCCAGAGACACAAGAAAUUCCACCGUCAUUGACUCCAAUGAAAGAUAUAACCGUUUCAGAAGGAAGUCCUGCACAGUUUAAGACGAAGGUGUCUGGGAAACCAAAACCAACAAUCCAAUGGCUACGAGAUGGUUUCCUUAUACCCGAAUCACCAGACUUCCAGAUGAUCCAUGAAGGAAAUAACGUAGUCCUUCUCAUAUCAACAACAUACGAAGAAGACACCGGUACUUUUACCUGUAGGGCCACGUCUUCAGCUGGUCAAGUCGAACAAUCGGCGAAAUUAAUUGUUAAAAAGCGAAGUGGUUCUUAUCGUAUAGAGUCUUUUAACGACAAACUUAAGGAUGAAGAGACCAAUGACUUAUCAACAAAAAUACAUCAGCCACAAUCAGAAGUUAACAAAACAUUGUCAAGGUCUGCUCCUCAACCCAAAAGUGGUGUGCAACCGAAGGAUGAAGAACAAUUACCAAAAGGAGAUGACUCCCUUCCUUGGAGAAGGAAAUCAUCUCUUGUAGACAAGGUAGAUUAUGUAAGAACUUCGCAGGCUCAACCAUGGACCUCAGAAAAAGUAACACUGAAGAAAACUCAGAGAGAGGUGAAAAAAAUCGAUUCGUUCAAACCAGAAGAGGUUACACUCAAAAAAACGCAGAAACUGAAAUCCUCUACUGAAAAACAUCAAGUUGAAUCAAUUGAACUCACGCAUAAAAAGUUCCCAGCUGCUGUCACAGAAUCGAAGGAAAUUCCUCAGAAGGCCCCUUGGCGCUCAACUGAAGAUAAAGAAAUUCUUGAUAUACAAGAAAAAGAACGAGAAACUCUUUUCAAACCAAUUAAAGAACAGAAAGAUUGGAGAAAGCCGAGAUCGGAGGUGAAAGGCUUUUUGCACAGCGAAGAAGAUAGAGAAAGACUCGAAAUAAAUAAGGAAGAAGAGGAAACUCUCUCCAAAAAAACUCUACAUACUGAGGAAAAAGAAUGGAGAAAGCCCAGACCCCUUGAAAAAGUCCCCAUGCAUAUGGAAGAAAAUAAAGAAAUAUUAAGGAUUGAAGAGAAAGAGGUAGAAGAACUUACAACUCGACAACCUGAGAAAAAGGACUGGAGAAAGCCAAGAUCUUUGGAAAAAGUCUCUCUACAUGUUGAAGAGCAUAAAGAAAUACUCAAGACAGAAGAGAAAGUAAAAGAACAACCCGAACUGAAGGACUGGAGAAUGCCGAAAUCUCUCGAGAAAGUACAAACUGUACACAUAAGGGAAGAUAAAGAAAUUGUCAAGAUCGACGAAAAACCAAAAGAAACUAUCUCUAAAAAACCAUCCGAGUCACAGGAAGCUGAAAAGAAAGACAGGACUAAGCCAAAAUCAACCGAUCAAGUCCUCAUACAUACAGAAGAUAGAGAAAUACUUCAAUUAAAGGAAAAAGAAGAGGAAACCUUAUCUAAAAAACUGACAGAAAGUCAACAUCCUGAGAAGAAAGACUGGAGAAAGCCAAAACCUUUCGAAAAAAUCUCUUCUCAUACUGAAGAACACAAAGAAAUACUCAAGAUAGAGAAGAAAGAAAAAGAUACAAUUUCUAAGAAGCCGUCAGAAACUCAACAGGUUGAACAAAAGGAAUGGAGGAAGCCAAGAUUUCUCGAUAAGGUGCCAAUACAUGAAACUGAAGAUAAAGAAAUACUUGAGGUGGAAAAGGAAGAGGCGGAAGUUAUUUCUAAAGAAAAAGAGGAAAAACCAGAGUCACAACAACCAGAAAAUAGAGACUGGAGAAAGCCGAAACCUCAACAAAAAUUACAUACAGAGGAUAGAGAAAUUCUCGAAAUACAAGAAAAAGAAGAAUAUACCAUACCUAAGAAACCCUCAGAAAAAAAGGAAUGGAGGACGCCGAGAUCUAUUGAAAAAAUCCCCAGUGAAGAUAAGAAGAUCGAAGAAAAACCAUUGGAAACCCAACAACUAGAUAAAAAGGACUGGAGAAAAUCAAGAACGGUCGAAAAAUUCUCCGUACGAACUGAAGAAGUGAAAGAAAUUCAGAAGAUAAACGAAAAAAGGGAUAUCAUUUCUGAAAAACCAUCAGAUAAUCAACAACCCGAAAAGAAAGACUGGAGGAGAACUUCCGUUAAAACUACCAUACAAAAAGAUGACAAACCCGUCGAACAAGAGCCAAUGUCUGAAAAAUCAGAGCCUUUACAACCUGAACGGAAGGGCCAAGAACCAAUAAAACCUCAGACACUGGAGCAAAAAACCUUGCAGAAAGUUGAAACUAAGCCCGAUAAAGCAGAAGAAAAGACUGCACCACUUGAGGAACCAAGAGAUGUAAAAACUCUUCCUUGGGGAGAGAAAGUUGUCCUCAAGAAAACAAGACGUGAAAGUAUAAAAAAAUCUACAGACCAGAUAGAACAAGUUAAUCUUAAACCGGUCAAGAAAGAUGAAAAAAGCCAAGAAGUCAUCGAAUAUGAAAAAAUGCCAGAAAGUCUGAAAUGCUCAGAAGAUUUUCCUACUGUGGGUGAAAAAGAGAAGAAAAAUGUAGCAACUAGGGAUGAAUCUAAACCAUUACCUUCGGAAAUCCCAUCAGAUACUGUUUCAGAUGAAGUUUUUCCAAGCAAAGAAACAGUGCCAAAGCGAAAGGAAAAGAUUAUAAUAGGAAAAACGGUAGAAACUGAAAGUUUACCAUGGGGUGAAAGGGUCACUCUCAAAAAAACAAGACGAGAAAGUGUGAAGACUUCGACUGAACAAACUGAACAAAUUCAUUUGAAACCAGUCAAGAAAGAAGUUGUGGAUAAAGAAUCAGUGAACAUCCUCACUGAAACAAUUUCCGAUGAAAUUAAGCCAAUUGCAAAAAUAAGUGUGCCUGAAGGUAAACCAGUUGUGACUUCUAUCGCCCCAGAAAAAUCUCUUACAGCUGAUCAAAAUCUUGAGGGAGAUGAUACCAAAACAGAGACGAGAUCUUGGCGUAAAUCCAAGAAAACUCAAGUGACAGAAGAAACAUCUAAACCUACUAUGGAAAAACCGGAAGAGAAGGAAGAUAUAUGCAAAACAAUUCCGGGAGAAAUUACUGAGCAACCAAAGGAACAUCCUCUUACUGAUCAGGUUUUGCCCUCGAGUAAAGUUCCAGAGGUGAAAGGUUGGCGCAGAGGGCAUCAGGAACGCGUUAAAUCCGCAGAGAAGAAAGUUACCAUCGAACAAAUACCGAUAGAACAAGAAACCAUCCCGUCACAACAAGAUAUUUCUCCUAAGGAAAUAACCACUGUAGAUACAAGAAUGGCGGAGCUCCUCAAACCAGAUGAAACGAAAGAAACGAAGACAGAAUUGCAAAAGGCAAAAAAAAUCCAUAGGAAAAUCGUUAGGAAAGAUUCAUCUCAAGAAUUUACCGAUGAGAAAGAUAUUCCCAAACCGAAAGAAGGAGAAAAACAAUUCGCUUUUGAGGACGAUUUGAGGCAACCACAACCAGUUGAGAUAAUAGAAGUCGAAACAGUUACUGAGGAUACAGUAGUACUCAAAGUUGGAGAAGAUGAGAAGAAAAAACCGAGAGAAGAUGAUGUUAAGCCAGAAACCAUCAAACUAAAACCCACUCCGAAAACUGUAAGGAAAAUCGAAGAAACAGGACUUGAAAAGGUUGAUCUUAAAUCUAUCCCCAAAAAGCCUUCGUCGGAAAUCCCUAAGCCCGAAGUUAAGAAAGAAUCACAAGAAAAACCUACAUUGAAAGAAAAACACCUUAUACCUGAUUCCCUGCCAAGUACAAUGGAAAAUAUGUCGGAAUUUCCAGAUCUUACAGAUAUAGAGGUGAAACCAAAACCGGAACUUGAAAAACCAUCUGCUCCUGCAGAGAUCGUUCAACCGGUCGAAGAAACUGAAACUAAAGCACCUUGGCGUAGGGUAAGGAAGGAAAAACAAGAAGAAGAACAAGAGAAGCAGAAGUUGGUAAUGGGAAAAGGAAAACUGAAGGAAGAUGUGCCAACAGAAGAAGUUGUGAAGCUAAAGCCGGUUAGAAUAAGAGAAAACAAAGACGAUGUUGAAACCGUCAAAAUGGAGAAUAUUUCAUUCACUCUUGGUAAAGCUGAACUUAUAGAAGAAAAAAUUCCAGAAGCUCCGAAAAGAACAGAACAACCCGACGAUGCUCCAAAAGAAAAAUCCUGGCGUAGAGGUCGAAAAAUAAAGAAGGAAAAAGAUGAAAAAGACAGAGAGCUUGAGGAAAAGAAACAUGACUCGAAGAAACCAACUGAUGAAGUAUUAACAGCCGAAAGCCUGAUGCAUUCCAUUGAUGAAGUCCAAACUGAACUAAUUCCAACCAAAUUGGUGGAUGAUUCCCCUGCUGAAGCUUUCUCAGUUGAGGAACCUGAUCUCAAAUCUGUUGCUGCUAUAAAAUUAGGUGACAACAGUGUUCCCGCUAAAGAACAAGAGAGUGUCAUCGAAGAAAUUCCAACUGAACACCAAAAAUUCAAGAAGGAAAUGAAAGUCGAUGUUAUCUCCAAGAAAACCGUUCGGCAGCGCAAGCUGAUAGAAUUUGAAGAUAACGGACAACCAUUACCAGAGUUAGAGAUAAUUUCCCAGAAAAGAACAUCUGAGCAACCAAAGAAAGAAGAAGUAGAGGUCUUGAAGAAAUCGACAAUGAAAAUUAUUCAACAGAAGCAAGAAACACUGAAACCUAUACCUCCAAAAUUCAUCGAAAGGGUUGAGCCUGUAGUCUCUGAAUUAGAUAAACCAGCCAUGUUCACUUGCACAGUGGAGGGAAAUCCUUUCCCAGAAAUCCGCUGGUAUAAAAAUGAAACUCCAUUGUCUGAAAAUGAAAGAAUACAUGUCGAUAUCAUGGAGCAGACUGUGACCUUGACAUUCGAAAAAGUUACAUCUGAAGACAAAGCUAUUUAUACCUGUAAAGCAACAAAUUGUGCUGGUUUGGCUACAUCUACGGCCAAUCUCGAAAUUAUAGAAAAAGAAGAAGAUGGUGAAGCUCCUGAAUUCGAAGAACCUCUCAAACCUCAAAUUAUUGAUGGAAAAUCUCCCGUUUUGUUCAAAUGUAAGGUGAGCGGACAGCCAACUCCAAAAGUCAGAUGGUUCAGGAAGAAAGAUAAUAAAGAAAUACUGACUGAUAAUAAGAAGAAAGUAACAUAUGAUGAGAAAACUGGUAUAACCACUUUAGAAAUCAACAAACCUACGAAGAGUGAUGAAACUUUCUAUUCCGUCAUAGCAGAAAAUAAAUUCGGAAGAGCCGAAUGUAAGACCAAUUUGGUGAUUUCGAAUGCAACAACUGUUACAUUACCAGAAGUACUAGAAGCUCCAGAAAUCAUAAAGCCUCUAGAAUCAGUGAUAGCCAAGCCAACAGAAGAUAUUGUGAUGUUGGCUGAAUUCAAGGCAACUCCAUCUCCAGAAAUUGCAUGGUAUAGAAAUGGGAAACCCAUCAAAGACGAUGAGGAUUACAGUAUCACGAGGAAAACUAACAGAACUCAACUCUUAAUUAAGAAAACCGCCAAACAUAAAGGUGGAAAAUAUGAAAUCAAAAUAACGAAUAAGAAGGGUGAAGCUAGGUCUUCGAGCUCCGUCAGCAUCACUCAAGAUAAACCUGAAGCUACAGCUCCAACAUUCCUUAAAGUAGUAAAACCUCAGUUUGUCAGUGAGGGUGAAGCUGUCAUUAUGGAAACAGUCGUAGACGCUUUUCCUGUUGCGUCUUUCCAAUGGUUCCAACAAUCCGUGCCUAUAACAUCAUCGAAUGAAAUAAGGAUUGUAACUCAAGAUAACAAAUCCUCAUUGAUAAUCACGGAAAUGACUCCUGAUAUAGCGGGUCCAAUCACCUGCCGUGCUGAGAAUGUUGCUGGGUCAGUAACUUGCACAGCUACGUUAGGAAUAAUUGAAGAAACUGAAUGGGAAGAAACUAGAAUUAUGGAAUCACCCAAAUUUGUGGAAAAACUGAUGCCAACCAGAGUGAUGGAUGGUGAAAAAGCUGUCCUUAAGUGUACGGUGAAAGGAACACCAACUCCAAAAGUCGAAUGGUACCACAAUAAUCAACUUGUAAACCAAGCUAAAGAUGUCGUUAUGACCCAAAGUACAGAUGGUACCUGUGAACUAGCGAUUUCCGAAGUAUUUCCAGAAAAUGCUGGUGAAUACGUAUGCAAGGCUACAAAUAAAUUGGGACAAGCCAUUUGUAAGACUCCAUUGAUUGUAGAGGCUUACGAAUACAUUCCAGAUUCCGAGAUGGGACAUUUCACAGGAUCUGAAGAAGAUUUAUUGGACAAGACGCUAAGCGAAUUAGACAUUCCUUCAGACAGCGAUGUUGAAUGUGCACCUAAAAUAAUUAAAAAACUGCCGCAGGUUGUGUCAGUAAAAGAUGGCGAUGUUACAAAACUUGAAGUACAAGUUUCCGGGAAACCUAAGCCGAAAGGAAGAUGGCUCAAACAUGGAGAAGAAAUUGUACCAUCUAAUGAAUUCGUUAUCGAAGACUUCGAAGAUGGUACUUGCAUACUCACUAUAUCGGAAGUGUAUCCUGAUGACACCGGUGAAAUUGUGUAUGAAGCACAGAAUCCUCUGGGAGUUGCUGUCACAACAACCGAAUUGUUGGUGGAAUCAGUCGAAGGUAUCGUUGGUACCAAAGAUUACAGAAAACCGGAGUGGGUUACCCAUAUGGAAGAGCUUCAAAUUGCAUUAAAAGAAUCCCGUGCACCACCUACCUUUGUGAAGGAACUGACAGAUAUAAGAACAACCGAAGAAGAGACAAUAACAUUUGAAUGCCUAUUCUCUGGAACUCCAACACCAGACAUAAUCUGGUAUCAUAACGAUAAGGCUAUCCGAAACACUGAGAAUAUCAAAAUCAGAAUCAUGGAUAACAGAACGACAUGCACAAUAAAAGAAGCCUCCAAAACCGAUGUCGGGCAAUAUGUUUGUAAGGCUGUUAGUGAUGCAGGUGUUACAGUCACAAAAGCAAAAUUGUACGUCCAAGAAAUACCAGAAUAUAAAAGGAAAGAAAUCCUCAUCAGAAGGGCGAAAGAAUCGCAGGAAACGGUGAAGAAAGAACGAGUGAAACUCGAAAAGAGAAGAGAAGAGAGAAGAAGGAGAUCUUCCCAGAUAAUCAUAGAAACCGAAGAAACAACUCCUUUAAUUGUUACAGAAACACAAGUUACUGAAGAAACCAAAGAAAUCGAUACAAGCGUGAAAAUGGAAAAAGCACAGCCCGUAUUGGAUACCUUGGAGCCGUUGAAGACUGAGGCUACGGCAUCGUGUAAAAAAGUCGAGGAGGUAGAGGAAAAAGAAAAGCCUAAAGAGUUGGCUCAAAAAGUCAUCGUUCCAUUAGAAUCCAUUGUAACUGAACAAAAAAUUGUGGAAGAGAAAAUAAUUCAACUAGACGAAGUUAAAGAAGAGACACAAAAAGCUCAAAUUGACAUUCAAGACGCCACGUCGCUAGAUUUCGCAGAGAUAACUGAGGUUAAAGUCGAACGGAUCAUUGAACGUGUUGAACAAAUAAUCAAAAAGGAUGAAAUUAGAAUGGCAAAAGAAGUUAACGAAUUGUUGGAAUUCAUUGACGUCAAGCAAUUUGGUCCCGGCGAACAACCCCUACGAGAAAUUGCGGAAAUCGGUUAUCUGUUCAAACACGGAAUAACCGUCAAAGAAAUAACAGUUCUCUAUCAAGAAAAUAGAUUCCCAUCAUUGAAGACACCACAAGCUCAAUCGGCCAUGGUCAAUGUUGUCGAAAGAAAAGGUCAUGGUACUUUGAUAUCCGAGGUAUUGACAGAAGAAACGACAGUGGAUGAAAGUAAGUUGGCCGCAACGGUUGGUUUCCGCGCUUUCAUGAAAAUGGUGGAAUCCGAUUAUGUAACAAUUGAAGAAGUAAUCACCAAUUUCACACCGGAAGAUUUCAUAACACGUGCCUGGGAGUCAACUGAGGUUAAAGAGGAGAUCGUUAAACCACUCUUCAAAGAAAUGGUCACUAUAUCUGAAGAAGUUGAAAUUCAUGAAGAUAUAAAACGAACUACCGAUAAAAGAAUUGUCAGAAAAGAAACCAUUGAAGACGAUGAACACACCAAGACCACAACUGUGAUAACUGAAGAAAAAUCUGGUCCUGAAACUGAAGAAGACACCGAAAUCGAAGAAGAAAUCAAGAGAAAAGUAACUAAGCAGACGGGUGAAAAGAAGAGUGAACAAGCAAAGGAAACAGAAAAGAAAAUCAGUGGCAAGAUCAAGAAAACAUCGAAGCGUGAAGACAAGACUGACAUUACAAUUGUGGAAGAAAGAAAAAAACAGAAAGUCUUGAAAAGCAAACCUGAUAAUGUGACUUUCGAUGAAGAGAAAGUGUAUAAACUCUCGGUUCCAGAGGAAGAGAGCACCAAGGUUAUUCCUAUACAAACCACCAAAAUUAUGUCAGAAGCUACAACAACCUCUCAAGUAGCUCAUAUAGAAAAUCUUGAUGAAUUAACUAAAGCAAAAAUGCUUAUGAUACCUCAGUCUGCCUUGGAGCAGCAGGAAGUUGUGAUAGCGGAAAGUGAACAAGAAAAUGAAAUACCAAAAAUAAGUUCAGCAAAAGCAGAUGCUUCAAUAGACUCAAUUGAGACAUACGAAACGAGUGAACAAGUUUCCCAAGCAGUUCCUGGUAUAUUCGAAACAACUUUCAAGCCACUAUCUAGUCAGGCUUCAGAAAAUAUAGUUAUAAACGAGAGUAUAACCGUUGAGGAGAUUAAUACGGGAAGUAUUUCAGCCAGUUUUAUAAAGGAAAAAACAUCCAUAUCACAAGCUGAUGUUUCUUUAUUGGAACAGGAAGCAUCUACUGUGACAGAAACUCAAUUUGAAAUCAAAGAGGGCACUUUUGAAGCAUCUGAACGACCGAAGGCAUCUAAGGCGGUUCCUAACUUCAGCAUCCAAAAAAGUGUAAACGUAGAAGAAGUUGUUGGCGCUGACACGGAAAAUCUGUAUAUACCUUCUAAAGCUAACUCAAUCAAACCUAAGAUCGAUAUAGAGUCAAACGAAUCUGUACAAGUUGAAGAAAUCAAUACUGAAAUCAAACCUGGCAAAUAUUUACCAGAGGCUUUUGUGCCAACGGAGGUAGCAUCAGAAAAAGUUAUACCACAGAGAAGUCUGAAUCAGACAGAACUGGUAGCUGACGAAGUAGAAGGUGACCUCUCAAUGCGUAGAUUGCCUACUGCUCAGAAGGCUGACAUUCAUCUGAGUAUGGAACAGGGAGUUAUAACAUAUCUGAGUGAUAUAAGAGUGAAAGAAGGUUCGCUAGAAAAGUUCAAUACUCAGGAAGAAAAAGCAUCCGAAUAUAUAACACUUUCGGAAGGUAUUUCCGUAACAUCUAUCGAAACACAACAACCACAAACAGAUCUCGUGGUGGAACGUACAGAUGAAAAGAAAGCAGCCAUCGUUAUAGCCCCUAAGGAAACAGUUAUUACCGAAACUAACACCAUAAUAGAAUCUGCGCAGCACUAUAAACCAUCUGAAAAAUCUGCAACAAAAACAGCGUCUAUUGAUAUAUCUUAUUUGGAGGCGAGUAGUGUAGGAAUCGUAGAUGUGCAAGAGUCAGAACAAGAUUUGAAAUUCGAAACAAAACCCACAUCAGUAGUUGCGAAUAAAAAUAUCAAACAAAUGGAAACUUUCGAAGUAUCUCAUGUACAAACAGUUGAAAUGCCCGAAGAAUUCGAGAAAGAAUUCCGUUUCAAACAAGACACGGCUCAGAAGAGAUUAGAUACAUAUGAAGCUACACACGUCAGUAUCACACAAUCGGAAGAAAGAGAAACCGAUUAUGCUGGAACAAAACCCAAAACAUUCUCUGCAGCUGCCGUAAUCGAUGAAACUGAUAUGCCAGUUGAGAUAAACCAAUCUCAUAUAAUGGAGAAAGAAAGUUCUAUGACUCCUUUCGAGUUUCCAGAUUCCCAAAAAGGUAAAUCUGCUCCUGUUCACAUGUUGUCCACUGGAAUAACAGAAGAAGUAACAACGGAGUAUCGAACUUCGCCUUUCGAUAAGGCCAAACUGGAAACAACUAAAGCUGAGCUCAGACAAAGUGUUUUGAAUGAAACAAUAAUAUCUGAAACACAGACAGCUGAGAGUUUAGGAUCUCAUAUUAUGGAAAAAACGCCGUUAGAAAAGACGGCAGAGGUCAAUAUAACACCAAUCAAAAGUUUAAAUGUCGAAGAAAUCAUAUCACAAAUGAAAGAAGAUAUAUUAUCUAUUAAAGAAUCUCCUGAGCCAUCCAAAGCCAUUACUGACAUAGAAUCGCAGCAAACUGCGAGUAGUUCUCUCGUUUAUUCACAUGAUACGAUUGGAAAAUUCGAGAGAGAAAAGCCGCAAUCCUUCCUUGCUGAAUUCCAAACACAAAACAUGGAAUCUUUGCAGGUAUUUGAACACGAAGUAGCAGAAAAAGAAUUGAAUGAAGUGGACUUGAACAAAGCACCCACGAAAAUGGCUUCAGUGGCCUUGAAUGAUGCACAAGAAAGUAUAAAUAUCACCGAAAUAUUGGCUGUAGAAAAGGAACAGGAAUAUGUGAAAGAAUCUCGACCAACAGAGCUCAAAGCACUUCCAAAUGUCACCCCACAUGGAAUAACUGUACAAUCAGAAAUCACCGAAUCUCUAUCGAAUGUAGGUACAAUUAUUGAUGAGGAAAUAAGGAAAAAGAAAGCCAAAAGAGUAACCAAACCGUUAGAGGAGCUCGUUGUAACAGAAACAAACUUGGUCGAUAUUGAAAAACAAUUGGAAGUAGAUGUCAUUCCAUCUCAAAAACAAGCAGCAAUCGAUAUUACACCAGAACAGGAGCUCACUGUCACGGAAACUAUUGCUUCAGAUGAAGUGCAGAAACUUAUUAGUGAAAAGCCGGAACGUUCGGUGGCAGAUAUGAAUAUAAGUGAAAAGUAUGUGGCACUCAAGGAAACUAUGAAUUCUGAAAUAUAUCCUGGAAUUUAUGAGCAGAAACACCCUGAACAGCAUUCUGCUUCUGAAAAUAUCGACUUAGUUUAUCACGUAACUGAAACUCAAUUCACUACUGGUGAGAAAGAAGGUGAAGCUGUAAAGGAUGAAGUGCCAGAGUGGAAGAGAGUCAACAUUGAUGUAAUCGAAAAUACUAGUGUCAAUAUAAGUCAAGAGCUGGCGUAUAAUAAAGAGAAAGAUCUCGACUCCCCCAUCUCUAUAAAAGAAUCGAAAUGUGAAACUACCAUGAGUACACAUCCUCUAGCGGUAACAUCUGAAACUCGGACAGAAGAAGUAACAAAAGAAUUCAUUUCCGAAAUACUGCCGCAGAAUAAAGCUUCUUCUGAUCACUUAACAUUCGAUAGUUUAAUAAGCAGUGAAACGAUAAUACAAGAGAAAGAGGGACUUUUUGAAAAAGAAACGCCUGCCCUGAAACUAGCAGAUAUGGAGUUUCAAUUAGGACAUCCCAUUUCUAUCACCACAGUUAUACAUGCAGAUAGAGAAAAGAGCUUUGAAGGAGAUUCUGUCGAUAAAUUUCAUGUGGACGCCACGAUAUUACCACAAGAAGUUAUUAUGACCAAAGAAACUACUGUCCAUGACAGCUUUUCAGAUUUUCAAAAGAAGGAACCUAAAUUCGUUUCAGCCACCAAGAGUGACAUAGUGCUACAGAGCUUAGUUCAAGAAGAAACUAUCACUGGGGAGUCUGAAACAUAUUUCAAACCUCAAGAGAAGGCAGAUGAGAAAAAAGCAACAGUGGAUGUUCAGGAAACAAGUGCACCCCUCGUUCACCAAAUUCUGGCAAAUGAACGAGAGGAAUUACAAGAAACGCAACUACAAAUGGAGACCAAAAAUGCGUCAAUAAGUAUCGAAUUACAGCCAGUAGCAAAUAUAGAAAUUGUAACAUCUGAAAGUGAUGUCGGGGAAAUGGUUCCUGAAAAAACAGAGUCUAAAAUGGCCAAUGUGGAUCAAUCAACUUUGGAGUAUUUAGUUUCAACGGAACCUUUAGUGCAUGAGAAUGAGGAAGAACUAAAAGAAGAAUUAACCCCUUCGAAAGAAGCCAGCUUGGGCAUCACAGAGAAGACCAGUGUUAUCAUUACAGAAGUACAAAUGCACCAAAGUGAACUUCCGCUCAAUAUUGAAGAUAAGGAGCAGAAACAAGCAGACACAAAAAUAAUUCCGAGAAAUAUCAUUGUACAGUCUGAGACAGCAGUCCACGAAGGUUUUAGUCCACUGAACAUUCACAAUCCAGAAAAUAAAACUGCAACGACUGAGCUAUCCACUCUCAACGUUGGAAUGGUAUCUGAAAUGAUGGUUAUUGAAACUGAAAAAGAACGUGAAGUUAUAAUACCGAAAAAGGAAAAUGCCAUGACUUCGUUAGAUGAAAAGAGACAUCUUAUAAUUGAGUCUUAUGAUACUAGCGAUAAGGAAACAAUAUUCGCAGAAAAACCAAAAGAACUGAAACUUGCACAGUCUAUCUUGGAAAAAUCUACACAUGUUGUAGCAUCGACUUACCAGUCUCAAACAAAUGAAACUUUGGCCGACCUAGAAAACAAAAACGAACAGAGCGUUUGUGCUUAUCAGUCAACUUUACCUAUUGAAACAAUAUCUCAAGAACUCGUGACAGUAAUCGACUCGGAAAAGGAGCUCAUCAGAGACAAGAUUCCAACGGCUGCUAAUGCGAACGAAAACAUUUGUCAAUUUGAGGGUAUUCAAAUAUCUCAAACGACAAGCAACUUCAAAGAAUCUGACUUCAAACCGUCUCAAUUACCUGAAGAAAAACAUGCCACACCCAAUCUGGAUAUCACCCAUAAAUUGGCAGAAAAGAGCACAGUUGAAACUAUUAACUAUGCGAAUAUAAUGACCGAAAAGAAACCUCAGGUACAGAGAGCAUCAACUAAAGAACACUCUUCUGAAGCUUUAGUCAUAACAGAACAAUUAGGACAAGAAACAGAAGUUCCUUUCAAAGGUAAAUUCGAACCUUUAACCAGUAAUGCACAAAUCGCGCUCGACGAAGAAAAACAGGCGCUUACUGUUUCGGAAUCUGCGGUACAAGAUAAAGAGGACACUUUUGAGGAAAUAAGUACACGAAAAACUGAAAAGGCUGAUUUCAAAUUCAUAACCCAGAUAGCACCAGAAAUCAAUCAGGUUACGACGCAGGAUACAAUAGGUGACUUCAAAAGUUCAUCUGAAAAAGAACAAAAGGCCGAUUUAGUUCCAGCAAUCUGUAGUGGAAUUACGCAAAUAGAAACCCAACCAGGAGAAAAAGAAUGUGAUUUCGAUGACAAAAUUAAAUUGGUAACUAAAUCAGCUCAAGUCAAGUUAGAAGAAGGAAGAGCUAUCACUUCUUCAGAAGUAUUUACAGUAGAGAUGCCAAAUGAAAUGGAUGAGAAGUUUCAACCUACAGAAGCGAAUGUGAAAGUUGAAUUAUCUGGUCAUAUUUCAAGAGAAACAACCGAAACUGUUAUAACACAGAAUAUCGAAGAACUGAUUUCCCAAAUUACUCCAUCCGUCAAUGCUAUUCGUGAAAACGAACCCCUCCACAGUAUAGAAAACUAUCAAUGUCUACCUUUGGAAACUCCUAAACAACAGAUCGAAGAAACAGUCGCUAUACAGAAGAAAGCCGAACGUAAGCUAGACAUUCUUUCGGAGGUUCAGGUAAAUCAGGUAGAAACUCAAGCACCUGUGAGGAAUAUUGAGGAUUUCCAAACGAAAGAGGAAAAUGCCUUGAAAACUAUUGAUCAAGUUAGUGCGUUACAAGAAUCAGAAAUAAUUGCCAAUGAAGGUCUCGCUGAUAUUCAACCUGAUAUUAAAUCGACAGAAAAAGUAAAUAUUUCUCAUAAUACCCUACAAAGUGUUUUACAAUCUGUCACUUCGGUUCAUGAAUCGGAAGAUACCUUGGACAUUUCCUCGAAAGAUGCCAAGUUUGCCGUGCCAGAAAUAGAUGAGGUGCGAUCAGUCAAUAUCGAGCAUACACUGAAAUAUGAAAAAGAAGGUAAAAUGACGGAUUUCUCUACUCAUGAUAAGCAAUACGCUGACGUAUCCAUUCCAAUGAGCGAUAUGUCAGUACCCAAAAAGAGUGAAGUUCAAGUACAAGAUACAAUAGGAGAAUUUGAAGAAACUGCACCAACGAUGAAAGCGGUCCAACUAUCCCAAGGAGAGCUUGAGAGCUUGAUAGUGACAGAAAGUAUCAUUCAAGAAACUGAAAAACCAUUCGAAACAGGUACCAUGUUGAAAAAAUAUCCUGAUAUUUCACUUCAUACAGGGAGACAUAUCACAACAACAGAAGUUAUUUCAGCGCAAAGUGAAUCAGACCUUAAAGUCGACGAAACUGAAACUAAACUAGCGGAAAAAGCAAUAAUACCUCAAAUAGCCAUGGAGAUAGCGCAACCAGAUAUAAAAGAAGCUCCAUCUUCCCUAGAAAUAGAAAAAUCUCAGGGUGUUUAUCCUAACGUAGAUCAGAUAGCAUACGAAAAUAUAGUUGUUUCAGAAACAUUAACUAAUGAAAAAGAGGAGAAACUAAUGGAAGGAUGGAAACCAGAAACCAAAUCUGCUACAGUUGAUUCAGGAAAAAUUACGAAUGAAUCAAUCAGUAUUCUGGAAAUCAGUUCACAUCAAUCUGAAAUUGAUUUAUAUGACUUCAAUCCAACCAGCAGAAAAGCUGACAUUCUCAUGGAUGAACAGUCGUACCUUCAACAAACGGAAACAAAAUUUUUCGAUACUCUAAGAGAACUGGAACAGAAAGCUUCAGAAGAGAAGGUUGCUGCAGUUACACAAAGCGACUUGCAAAGUAUACAAAUCUCAGAGCAAGUUAUACAAGAAAAGGAACAAAUGUUGACGGAGGAAAAAGUGACUACAAAGAAUGCCGUUCCGGGAUUCUCAGAAGCAGAUCAUAUAUCUGUUUUUGAAGUCCUUGUCAAUCAGAGUGAAAACGAACUUCAUACAGACGACAUAACUGCAUCAAAGAAAGCCGAAAGAAUCAUCGACAGUCAGGAGGCGAAGCAAGUUUCUGAGCCGAGUGUACAUGAUGCUAUUGCUGCUAUCACUCAAGAAGAUAUUCAAACAACGAAAGCUACUGAGGAACAUAUUCCUCUGUCCACUUUAUCAAUUUCAGAAGUUCUUGCAGUCGAAAAAGAAGAAUUAAAGGCACCGGACACUAUACCACAACCCCAGUCAGCGCAAAUAGGUAUGGAGCAUCCUCAAAAGUCUGCUAUUGUAUCAGAAACUAUUCCACGUGAAUCAGAGGAUGCUUUAGAAAUUUCAACUAACAAGUUGAAAGCUGACUUAUCUUUAAUUCAUCAAGAUAGUUUGUUACUAACAGAAGUGGAAUCUUAUGAUACGACCGAAGUAUUCAGUGACUCGAAACCAAAAUCUGUUGUAGCCUCUUCAACUCUAGAUAAUCAAGAAGGUGUUAUUGUUAUACAAUCAACUACAGAGGAAAAAGAAUCUGAACUUUUGAUUCCUGAAACGGAUAUGAAAGAAACUAACGUAUGCGUGCUUCAAGAAGAGCAUCUGAUUGUCACUGAAGUUGAAUCAUCUCACAAGGAAGAUAGUUUGAGUAUAACUCGGAACAAAGAGCAGCACGCUAUAAGGAAUUAUACUACACAGGAGGCAACCGAGAUAACUGAAGUGAAAUCACAAGAUGACCUCAAUAAGUUGAAUUUGAAUGAAUCCCAAAAACAGUCAGCCUUUAUAUCCCAAGACGAACACAAUAGUUUGACAAUUACAGAAAACAAAAGUGAAUUCAUCGAACAGCAUUUCACAGGAGCUGAAAUAACUCCGGAUCAAAAUGCUGUCAUUUCAAUGAUUCCAGAACAUCACAUCUCAAUAACCGAAAUCAUUUCCAAUCAGAAGGAACAAAUUCUUGAAUCUUCGAAUGAAACGAGUCAGAAGGCUGAUGGAGCUAUUAUUCCAUUUGAGGCGACAGAAAUUCUCGAAAUCAAACCUGAAGAUAUAUUCACUUCUUUGGAAAUAAAUGAACCGAAUGCAACACGAGUAGAUCAGAUACAUGAACCUCUAAAAAAUAUUUCUGUAACAGAAAUAAUUCCAAGCGAGAAGGAGAAGAUGAACGAAAAUAUUUCGAUAAUGAAAUCCCAAAAAGCUGAAAUAAUUUUUGAGUUGAAUGAAGGAACUUUGAACAUAUCGAAAAUAGAAGCAGAGGAAAGGGAAGCUGCUUUGACCACGACCAAGCCGAUCAAAAAUAAAGCGACCAGUUCAUUUAUCGAAAAAAAAUUAUCCUCGUGCAGUGAAACAAGUACUUUGGAUACAAUUACGCCUCUCGAGGAACUCGAACUGAAAGGGAUCCAUGCAUCAGGACAGUCCAUUCUUGCAGAAGGUAUAAUUGAAACCCAACCAGGUGUUCAAGGAACCACAAAGGAUAUAAAAGAGCCCAAAAUGCCAAGGGCUGAAGCCAACGUCAAUAUAAUAGAACAACGCAGUGUGACAAUAUUGGAAGUCAAUACCCAAGGACAAACAUCAGAAAAAGUAGAGGAAGUAAUCGCCAAAGAAUCCACUUUCCAGAAAGACAUCGAAAGUUUGCCGGUUGGAUUGAAAGAGGAAAAUAUUUCAUUGGUUGCACACGCGCCUAUCAGACCAGAUCAAAUUAAAUCCAAGACAGCUCAUAGGAUAUUGGACGAGGAACAUCAUGGAGUCAUUGUCACUGAUCAAAAUACCUCGGAAAAUUUCGAGGAAAUGAAAGAGGAUGAAAAACGCGAAAUAAGAAAAAAUUUAAGUGUUUCCUAUGGAAAACAAUCCAGUCUCACGGUCACUGAAAUUGUUCCACAAGAAAUUGAGGGUAAUUUGGUAGACGAAUCACAUGAUACAGUGAAAGUAAAUGUUACACAAACUAAAGCUCGAACAGACACUGCAGAAAAAUAUACUCCAUCAAUCAAUAUCGACACAUCAACAACAAAUGAAACACAUGAAAUAAUAACCACAUUCAAAAUUACACCUGGGGAGAGUGAACCAACAACAACAGUUACAAAACGGACAAUUAAAGUCGAAAAUGAUUCCGCCAUGAUAGUCGAUGAAAUUAUAGAUGAGCACAAUAACGUACUAAGAGAAAAGGAACAACAGGUACAUAUCGAGGAGGUUGAAGGUGAAUAUCCAUCAGUAGAAGAUACAAAAUUCAUUGUAGAAGAGGUUCAAGACUCGUGUACUGAAAAUUCAAAUGAACCGGCAGAUUUGCCAGACAUGAGGGUGAGUAUUGAAGAAGUAGAGUCGUAUCCGAAAGAGAAAGAAGGUGCAAAAACUACAAAAAUUAAGAAAAGAACAUUGAGCAGGACUACCCGGAAGGAUAAAGAACAAGAUAUUAAAAUUGUAUCAGCUGAAGAAAUUGAUAGGGAAAUUCAAAUGACGCGCGAGCAUGAGCCUAAGGUUAUAGUUGAGGAACCAAUAGUUGUCGAAGAACUUCCCGAUGAGGUAUGCGAAAUUGUUGAUGAUGAAGGUGUGAAACAUAAGAGAUUGAUCAAAAAGAAAAUCGUUAAGAAGAAACGAGGUGAUAAAUUGGACAAUACUGAAAUAACGACUACUGUGGAAGAUGGAAAAGAGCAAGUCUCUGAAGUAACAACAUUUGAAACCGCAGUUCCUAUUGAUUUCACGCCUAUCCUGGACACUAGCUCAGUAAUAGAAGAAAUACCAGAAGAAAUAAUGGUAACCGAACAGCCAGAUGAGACUGGAAGUGUGACGAAAAAAGUAAUUAGGAAGAAAACGAUCAAAACAAGAACGGAAGGAAAAGUUGAGAACACUCAUAUCACUACUGUUGAAGAAGUUGGAAAAGAACCACAAAGUACUAUUACUAUUGAAGUCGAAGAACCAAAGCUUAAGGAACCGAUAGUUAUAGAAGAACUACCAAAUGAGGUAUGCGAAACUGUAGAUGAUAAAGGUGUGAGACAUAAAAGAUUGAUCAAAAAGAAAAUCAUCAAAAAGAAACGAGGUGAUAAAUUGGAGAAUACUGAAAUAACGACUACUGUGGAAGAUGGGAAACAGCAAGUUUCUGAAGUCACGACAUUUGAAACCGCAGUUCCUAUUGAUUUCACGCCUAUCUUGGACACCAGUUCAGUAAUAGAAGAAAUACCAGAAGAAAUAAUUGUAACAGAACAGCCAGAUGAGACUGGAAUUGUGACGAAGAAAGUAAUAAGGAAGAAAACGAUCAAAACAAGAAAGGGAGGAAAAGUUGAAAACACCCAUAUUACAACUGUUGAAGAAGUUGGAAAAGAACCACAAAGUACUAUCACUAUUGAAGUAGAAGAACCAGAGCUGCAGGAACCAAUAGUGAUGGAAGAUCUACCGGAUGAGGUAUGCGAAACUGUAAAUGAUAAAGGUGUGAAACAUAAGAGAUUGAUCAAAAAGAAAAUCAUCAAAAAGAAACGAGGUGAUAAAUUGGAGAAUACUGAAAUAACGACCACUGUGGUAGAUGGGAAACAGCAAGUCUCUGAAGUCAAGACAUUUGAAACCGCAGUUCCUAUUGAUUUCACGCCUAUCUUGGACACCAGCUCAGUAAUAGAAGAAAUACCAGAAGAAAUAAUUGUAACAGAACAGCCUGAUGAGUCUGGAAUUGUGACAAAGAAAGUAAUAAGGAAGAAAACGAUCAAAACAAGAAAGGGAGGAAAAGUUGAAAACACCCAUAUUACAACUAUUGAAGAAGUUGGAAAAGAACCACAAAGUACUAUUACUAUUGAAGUUGAAGAACCAAAGCUGCAGGAACCGAUAGUAGUGGAAGAUCUACCGGAUGAGGUAUGCGAAACUGUAGAUGAUGAAGGUGUGAAACAUAAGAGAUUGAUCAAAAAGAAAAUCAUCAAAAAGAAACGAGGUGAUAAAUUGGAGAAUACUGAAAUAACGACCACUGUGGAAGAUGGAAAACAGCAAGUCUCUGAAGUAACGACAUUUGAAACCGCAGUUCCUAUUGAUUUCACGCCUAUCUUGGACACCAGCUCAGUAAUAGAAGAAAUACCAGAAGAAAUAGUUGUAACAGAACAGCCAGAUGAGACUGGAAUUGUGACGAAGAAAGUAAUAAGGAAGAAAACGAUCAAAACAAUAAAGGGAGGAAAAGUUGAAAACACCCAUAUUACAACUGUUGAAGAAGUUGGAAAAGAACCACAAAGUACUAUUACUAUUGAAGUUGAAGAACCAAAGCUGCAGGAACCGAUAGUAGUGGAAGAUCUACCGGAUGAGGUAUGCGAAACUGUAGAUGAUAAAGGUGUGAAACAUAAGAGAUUGAUCAAAAAGAAAAUCAUCAAAAAGAAACGAGGUGAUAAAUUGGAGAAUACUGAAAUAAUGACCACUGUGGAAGAUGGAAAACAGCAAGUCUCUGAAGUAACGACAUUUGAAACCGCAGUUCCUAUUGAUUUCACGCCUAUCUUGGACACCAGCUCAGUAAUAGAAGAAAUACCAGAAGAAAUAGUUGUAACAGAACAGCCAGAUGAGACUGGAAUUGUGACGAAGAAAGUAAUAAGGAAGAAAACGAUCAAAACAAUAAAGGGAGGAAAAGUUGAAAACACCCAUAUUACAACUGUUGAAGAAGUUGGAAAAGAACCACAAAGUACUAUAACUAUUGAAGUAGAAGAACCAAAGCUGCAGGAACCGAUAGUAGUGGAAGAUCUACCGGAUGAGGUAUGCGAAACUGUAGAUGAUAAAGGUGUUAAACAUAAGAGGUUGAUCAAAAAGAAAAUCAUCAAAAAGAAACGAGGUGAUAAAUUAGAGAAUACUGAAAUAACGACCACUGUGGUAGAUGGGAAACAGCAAGUCUCUGAAGUCAAGACAUUUGAAACCGCAGUUCCUAUUGAUUUCACGCCUAUCUUGGACACCAGCUCAGUAAUAGAAGAAAUACCAGAAGAAAUAAUUGUAACAGAACAGCCAGAUGAGACUGGAAUUGUGACGAAGAAAGUAAUAAGGAAGAAAACGAUCAAAACAAGAAAGGAAGGAAAAGUUGAAAACACCCAUAUUACAACUGUUGAAGAAAUUGGAAAAGAACCACAAAGUACUAUCACUAUUGAAGUAGAAGAACCAGAGCUGCAGGAACCAAUAGUGAUGGAAGAUCUACCGGAUGAGGUAUGCGAAACUGUAGAUGAUAAAGGUGUGAAACAUAAGAGAUUGAUCAAAAAGAAAAUCAUCAAAAAGAAACGAGGUGAUAAAUUGGAGAAUACUGAAAUAACAACCACUGUGGAAGAUGGAAAACAGCAAGUCUCUGAAGUAACGACUUUUGAAACCGCAGUUCCUAUUGAUUUCACGCCUAUCCUGGACACCAGCUCAGUAAUAGAAGAAAUACCAGAAGAAAUAAUUGUAACAGAACAGCCAGAUGAGACUGGAAUUGUGACGAAGAAAGUAAUAAGGAAGAAAACGAUCAAAACAAUAAAGGAAGGAAAAGUUGAAAACACCCAUAUUACAACUGUUGAAGAAGUUGGAAAAGAACCACAAAGUACUUUUACUAUUGAAGUAGAAGAACCAAAGAUGCAGGAACCGAUAGUAGUGGAAGAUCUACCGGAUGAGGUAUGCGAAACUGUAGAUGAUAAAGGUGUGAAACAUAAGAGAUUGAUCAAAAAGAAAAUCAUCAAAAAGAAACGAGGUGAUAAAUUGGAGAAUACUGAAAUAACGACCACUGUGGAAGAUGGAAAACAGCAAGUCUCUGAAGUAACGACAUUUGAAACCGCAGUUCCUAUUGAUUUCACGCCUAUCUUGGACACCAGCUCAGUAAUAGAAGAAAUACCAGAAGAAAUAGUUGUAACAGAACAGCCAGAUGAAACUGGAAUUGUGACGAAGAAAGUAAUAAGGAAGAAAACGAUCAAAACAACAAAGGGAGGAAAAGUUGAAAACACCCAUAUUACAACUGUUGAAGAAGUUGGAAAAGAACCACAAAGUACUAUUACUAUUGAAGUAGAAGAACCAAAGCUGCAGGAACCGAUAGUAGUGGAAGAUCUACCGGAUGAGGUAUGCGAAACUGUAGAUGAUAAAGGUGUGAAACAUAAGAGAUUGAUCAAAAAGAAAAUCAUCAAAAAGAAACGAGGUGAUAAAUUGGAGAAUACUGAAAUAACGACCACUGUGGAAGAUGGAAAACAGCAAGUCUCUGAAGUAACGACAUUUGAAACCGCAGUUCCUAUUGAUUUCACGCCUAUCUUGGACACCAGCUCAGUAAUAGAAGAAAUACCAGAAGAAAUAGUUGUAACAGAACAGCCAGAUGAGACUGGAAUUGUGACGAAGAAAGUAAUAAGGAAGAAAACGAUCAAAACAAUAAAGGAAGGAAAAGUUGAAAACACCCAUAUUACAACUGUUGAAGAAGUUGGAAAAGAACCACAAAGUACUUUUACUAUUGAAGUAGAAGAACCAAAGAUGCAGGAACCGAUAGUAGUGGAAGAUCUACCGGAUGAGGUAUGCGAAACUGUAGAUGAUAAAGGUGUGAAACAUAAGAGAUUGAUCAAAAAGAAAAUCAUCAAAAAGAAACGAGGUGAUAAAUUGGAGAAUACUGAAAUAACGACCACUGUGGAAGAUGGAAAACAGCAAGUCUCUGAAGUAACGACAUUUGAAACCGCAGUUCCUAUUGAUUUCACGCCUAUCUUGGACACCAGCUCAGUAAUAGAAGAAAUACCAGAAGAAAUAGUUGUAACAGAACAGCCAGAUGAGACUGGAAUUGUGACGAAGAAAGUAAUAAGGAAGAAAACGAUCAAAACAAUAAAGGGAGGAAAAGUUGAAAACACCCAUAUUACAACUGUUGAAGAAGUUGGAAAAGAACCACAAAGUACUAUUACUAUUGAAGUUGAAGAACCAAAGCUGCAGGAACCGAUAGUAGUGGAAGAUCUACCGGAUGAGGUAUGCGAAACUGUAGAUGAUAAAGGUGUGAAACAUAAGAGAUUGAUCAAAAAGAAAAUCAUCAAAAAGAAACGAGGUGAUAAAUUGGAGAAUACUGAAAUAAUGACCACUGUGGAAGAUGGAAAACAGCAAGUCUCUGAAGUAACGACAUUUGAAACCGCAGUUCCUAUUGAUUUCACGCCUAUCUUGGACACCAGCUCAGUAAUAGAAGAAAUACCAGAAGAAAUAGUUGUAACAGAACAGCCAGAUGAGACUGGAAUUGUGACGAAGAAAGUAAUAAGGAAGAAAACGAUCAAAACAAUAAAGGGAGGAAAAGUUGAAAACACCCAUAUUACAACUGUUGAAGAAGUUGGAAAAGAACCACAAAGUACUAUUACUAUUGAAGUUGAAGAACCAAAGCUGCAGGAACCGAUAGUAGUGGAAGAUCUACCGGAUGAGGUAUGCGAAACUGUAGAUGAUAAAGGUGUGAAACAUAAGAGAUUGAUCAAAAAGAAAAUCAUCAAAAAGAAACGAGGUGAUAAAUUGGAGAAUACUGAAAUAAUGACCACUGUGGAAGAUGGAAAACAGCAAGUCUCUGAAGUAACGACAUUUGAAACCGCAGUUCCUAUUGAUUUCACGCCUAUCUUGGACACCAGCUCAGUAAUAGAAGAAAUACCAGAAGAAAUAGUUGUAACAGAACAGCCAGAUGAGACUGGAAUUGUGACGAAGAAAGUAAUAAGGAAGAAAACGAUCAAAACAAUAAAGGGAGGAAAAGUUGAAAACACCCAUAUUACAACUGUUGAAGAAGUUGGAAAAGAACCACAAAGUACUAUUACUAUUGAAGUUGAAGAACCAAAGCUGCAGGAACCGAUAGUAGUGGAAGAUCUACCGGAUGAGGUAUGCGAAACUGUAGAUGAUAAAGGUGUGAAACAUAAGAGAUUGAUCAAAAAGAAAAUCAUCAAAAAGAAACGAGGUGAUAAAUUGGAGAAUACUGAAAUAAUGACCACUGUGGAAGAUGGAAAACAGCAAGUCUCUGAAGUAACGACAUUUGAAACCGCAGUUCCUAUUGACUUCACGCCUAUCUUGGACACCAGCUCAGUAAUAGAAGAAAUACCAGAAGAAAUAGUUGUAACAGAACAGCCAGAUGAGACUGGAAUUGUGACGAAGAAAGUAAUAAGGAAGAGAACGAUCAAAACAAUAAAGGGAGGAAAAGUUGAAAACACCCAUAUUACAACUGUUGAAGAAGUUGGAAAAGAACCACAAAGUUCUAUUACUAUUGAAGUAGAAGAACCAAAGCUGCAGGAACCGAUAGUAGUGGAAGAUCUACCGGAUGAGGUAUGCGAAACUGUAGAUGAUAAAGGUGUGAAACAUAAGAGAUUGAUCAAAAAGAAAAUCAUCAAAAAGAAACGAGGUGAUAAAUUGGAGAAUACUGAAAUAACGACCACUGUGGAAGAUGGAAAACAGCAAGUCUCUGAAGUAACGACAUUUGAAACCGCAGUUCCUAUUGAUUUCACGCCUAUCCUGGACACCAGCUCAGUAAUAGAAGAAAUACCAGAAGAAAUACUUGUAACAGAACAGCCAGAUGAGACUGGAAUUGUGACGAAGAAAGUAAUAAGGAAGAAAACGAUCAAAACAAUAAAGGAAGGAAAAGUUGAAAACACCCAUAUUACAACUGUUGAAGAAGUUGGAAAAGAACCACAAAGUACUUUUACUAUUGAAGUAGAAGAACCAAAGAUGCAGGAACCGAUAGUAGUGGAAGAUCUACCGGAUGAGGUAUGCGAAAAUGUCGAUAAUGACGGUGUAAAACAUAGAAAAGUAGGUAAAAAAAGGAUCAUCGAGAAAAAACUAGGGGAUGAAUUCGAAAACACUGUAAUAACUCAACUAGCGCCGUCCUCGAAACAUGAUGAACAACCUGUACAAAAAGUACCAACAUUCGUCACACAACCAGUUGAUUCUACAUCUGUCUACGAUACUUUCCCACAUUUAGGUAAGACACAAACAGAGGUUUCACAAGAUAUAUACACUCAAUCCAAACAACACAUUUUACACCAUCAAACAACGUUUCCAAACUUUUUAGAAUCCAGGGCAAAGGCAACUGAGAAAGGAAUAUCCGAAACAGCAAUUCCUGCAACAUAUACGAAGGAGGAAGUUUGUCCAAGAAUUAAAAAAAUUUCGGCUCCAUGUGAUCUUUUAGUGCAAACUCAACAAGAACUAACUCAUGUGGAAGAAUUACCUGAUAAAGUGACAGAAUCUGUCGACGAAAGUGGUGUUAAACAUAAGAAAACAAUAAAAAGGCGAGUCAUUAAGAAGAGAAAGGGUGAUAAGGUAGAACACACUGAGGUAACUUCUGUAGUUGAGGAUGGUAAACUGCCAAUUUCUGAAGUGAAAACUUUCGAAACACCAUUAUCUGAAGAUUUCACGCCAAAGCUAAUCGAAAGCUCGGUGAUUGAGGAAACACCAGAAGAGGUGACAGUUACUGAAAUUCCUGAUGAAACUGGAAAUAUCAGGAAGAAGGUUAUCAGAAACAGGGUCAUCAAAACACGCAAAGGCAACAAAGAAGAAAAAACCCAUAUAACGACCAUUGAGGAAGUAGGAAAAGAACCACAAAGUACUGUCACCAUUGAGCUUGUGGAGCCAACUCCUCUAGAACCCGCUUUAGUGGAAGAAUUACCUGAUGAAGUGACAGAAUCUGUCGACGAAAGUGGUGUUAAACAUAAGAAAACAAUAAAAAGGCGAGUCAUCAAGAAGAGAAAGGGUGAUAAGGUAGAACACACUGAGGUAACUUCUGUAGUUGAGGAUGGUAAACUGCCAAUUUCUGAAGUGAAAACUUUCGAAACACCAUUAUCUGAAGAUUUCACGCCAAAUCUAAUCGAAAGAUCGGUGAUUGAGGAAACACCAGAAGAGGUGACAUUUACUGAAAUUCCUGAUGAAACUGGAAAUAUCAGGAAGAAGGUUGUCAGAAAGAGGGUCAUCAAAACACGCAAAGGCAACAAAGAAGAAAAAACACAUAUAACGACCAUUGAGGAAGUAGGAAAAGAACCACAAAGUACUGUCACCAUUGAGCUUGUGGAGCCAACUCCUCUAGAACCCGCUUUAGUGGAAGAAUUACCUGAUGAAGUGACAGAAUCUGUCGACGAAAGUGGUGUUAAACAUAAGAAAACAAUAAAAAGGCGAGUCAUCAAGAAGAGAAAGGGUGAUAAGGUAGAACACACUGAGGUAACUUCUGUAGUUGAGGAUGGUAAACUGCCAAUUUCUGAAGUGAACACUUUCGAAACACCAUUAUCUGAAGAUUUCACGCCAAAGCUAAUCGAAAGCUCGGUGAUUGAGGAAACACCAGAAGAGGUGACAGUUACUGAAAUUCCUGAUGAAACUGGAAAUAUCAGGAAAAAGGUUGUCAGAAAGAGAGUCAUCAAAACACGCAAAGGCAACAAAGAAGAAAAAACACAUAUAACGACCAUUGAGGAAGUAGGAAAAGAACCACAAAGUACUGUCACCAUUGAACUUGUGGAGCCAACUCCUCUAGAACCCGCUUUAGUGGAAGAAUUACCUGAUGAAGUGACAGAAUCUGUCGACGAAAGUGGUGUUAAACAUAAGAAAACAAUAAAAAGGCGAGUCAUCAAGAAGAGAAAGGGUGAUAAGGUAGAACACACUGAGGUAACUUCUGUAGUUGAGGAUGGUAAACUGCCAAUUUCUGAAGUGAAAACUUUCGAAACACCAUUAUCUGAAGAUUUCACGCCAAAGCUUAUCGAAAGCUCGGUGAUUGAGGAAACACCAGAAGAGGUGACAGUUACUGAAAUUCCUGAUGAAACUGGAAAUAUCAGGAAAAAGGUUGUCAGAAAGAGAGUCAUCAAAACACGCAAAGGCAACAAAGAAGAAAAAACACAUAUAACGACCAUUGAGGAAGUAGGAAAAGAACCACAAAGUACUGUCACCAUUGAACUUGUGGAGCCAACUCCUCUAGAACCCGCUUUAGUGGAAGAAUUACCUGAUGAAGUGACAGAAUCUGUCGACGAAAGUGGUGUUAAACAUAAGAAAACAAUAAAAAGGCGAGUCAUCAAGAAGAGAAAGGGUGAUAAGGUAGAACACACUGAGGUAACUUCUGUAGUUGAGGAUGGUAAACUGCCAAUUUCUGAAGUGAAAACUUUCGAAACACCAUUAUCUGAAGAUUUCACGCCAAAGCUAAUCGAAAGCUCGGUGAUUGAGGAAACACCAGAAGAGGUGACAGUUACUGAAAUUCCUGAUGAAACUGGAAAUAUCAGGAAAAAGGUUGUCAGAAAGAGAGUCAUCAAAACACGCAAAGGCAACAAAGAAGAAAAAACACAUAUAACGACCAUUGAGGAAGUAGGAAAAGAACCACAAAGUACUGUCACCAUUGAGCUUGUGGAGCCAACUCCUCUAGAACCCGCUUUAGUGGAAGAAUUACCUGAUGAAGUGACAGAAUCUGUCGACGAAAGUGGUGUUAAACAUAAGAAAACAAUAAAAAGGCGAGUCAUCAAGAAGAGAAAGGGUGAUAAGGUAGAACACACUGAGGUAACUUCUGUAGUUGAGAAUGGUAAACUGCCAAUUUCUGAAGUGAAAACUUUCGAAACACCAUUAUCUGAAGAGUUCACGACAAAACUAAUCGAAAGCUCGGUGAUUGAGGAAACACCAGAAGAGGUGACAGUUACUGAAAUUCCUGAUGAAACUGGAAAUAUCAGGAAGAAGGUUGUCAGAAAGAGGGUGAUCAGAACACGCAAAGGCAACAAAGAAGAAAAAACACAUAUAACGACCAUUGAAGAAGUGGGCAAAGAACCACAAAGUACUGUCACCAUUGAGCUUGUGGAGCCAUCUCCUCUAGAACCCGCUUUAGUGGAAGAAUUACCUGAUGAAGUGACAGAAUCUGUCGAUGAAAGUGGUGUUAAACAUAAGAAAACAAUAAAAAGGCGAGUCAUCAAGAAGAGAAAAGGUGAUAAGGUAGAACACACUGAGGUAACUUCUGUAGUUGAGGAUUGUAAACUGCCAAUUUCUGAAGUGAAAACUUUCGAAACACCAUUCUCUGAAGAUUUCACGCCAAAACUAAUCGAAAGCUCGGUGAUUGAGGAAACACCAGAAGAGGUGACAGUUACUGAAAUUCCUGAUGAAACUGGAAAUAUCAGGAAAAAGGUUGUCAGAAAGAGAGUCAUCAAAACACGCAAAGGCAACAAAGAAGAAAAAACACAUAUAACGACCAUUGAAGAAGUGGGCAAAGAACCACAAAGUACUGUCACCAUUGAGCUUGUGGAGCCAACACCUCUAGAACCCGCUUUAGUGGAAGAAUUACCUGAUGAAGUGACAGAAUCUGUCGACGAAAGUGGUGUUAAACAUAAGAAAACAAUAAAAAGGCGAGUCAUCAAGAAGAGAAAGGGUGAUAAGGUAGAACACACUGAGGUAACUUCUGUAGUUGAGGAUGGUAAACUGCCAAUUUCUGAAGUGAAAACUUUCGAAACACCAUUAUCUGAAGAUUUCACGCCAAAGCUUAUCGAAAGCUCGGUGAUUGAGGAAACACCAGAAGAAGUGACAGUUACUGAAAUUCCUGAUGAAACUGGAAAUAUCAGGAAGAAGGUUAUCAGAAAGAGGGUCAUCAAAACACGCAAAGGCAACAAAGAAGAAAAAACGCAUAUAACGACCAUUGAGGAAGUAGGAAAAGAACCACAAAGUACUGUCACCAUUGAGCUUGUGGAGCCAACUCCUCUAGAACCCGCUUUAGUGGAAGAAUUACCUGAUGAAGUGACAGAAUCUAUCGACGAAAGUGGUGUUAAACAUAAGAAAACAAUAAAAAGGCGAGUCAUCAAGAAGAGAAAGGGUGAUAAGGUAGAACACACUGAGGUAACUUCUGUAGUUGAGGAUGGUAAACUGCCAAUUUCUGAAGUGAAAACUUUCGAAACACCAUUAUCUGAAGAUUUCACGCCAAAGCCUAUCGAAAGCUCGGUGAUUGAGGAAACACCAGAAGAGGUUACAGUUACUGAAAUUCCUGAUGAAACUGGAAAUAUCAGGAAGAAGGUUAUCAGAAAGAGGGUCAUCAAAACACGCAAAGGCAACAAAGAAGAAAAAACACAUAUAACGAACAUUGAAGAAGUGGGCAAAGAACCACAAAGUACUGUCACCAUUGAGCUUGUGGAGCCAACUCCUCUAGAACCCGCUUUAGUGGAAGAAUUACCUGAUGAAGUGACAGAAUCUGUCGACGAAAGUGGUGUUAAACAUAAGAAAACAAUAAAAAGGCGAGUCAUCAAGAAGAGAAAGGGUGAUAAGGUAGAACACACUGAGGUAACUUCUGUAGUUGAGGAUGGUAAACUGCCAAUUUCUGAAGUGAAAACUUUCGAAACACCAUUAUCUGAAGAUUUCACGCCAAAGCUUAUCGAAAGCUCGGUGAUUGAGGAAACACCAGAAGAGGUGACAGUUACUGAAAUUCCUGAUGAAACUGGAAAUAUCAGGAAGAAGGUUAUCAGAAAGAGGGUCAUCAAAACACGCAAAGGCAACAAAGAAGAAAUAACACAUAUAACGACCAUUGAGGAAGUAGGAAAAGAACCACAAAGUACUGUCGCCAUUGAGCUUGUGGAGCCAACUCCUCUAGAACCCGCUUUAGUGGAAGAAUUACCUGAUGAAGUGACAGAAUCUGUCGACGAAAGUGGUGUUAAACAUAAGAAAACAAUAAAAAGGCGAGUCAUCAAGAAGAGAAAGGGUGAUAAGGUAGAACACACUGAGGUAACUUCUGUAGUUGAGGAUGGUAAACUGCCAAUUUCUGAAGUGAAAACUUUCGAAACACCAUUAUCUGAAGAUUUCACGCCAAAGCUUAUCGAAAGCUCGGUGAUUGAGGAAACACCAGAAGAGGUGACAGUUACUGAAAUUCCUGAUGAAACUGGAAAUAUCAGGAAGAAGGUUAUCAGAAAGAGGGUCAUCAAAACACGCAAAGGCAACAAAGAAGAAAAAACACAUAUAACGACCAUUGAAGAAGUGGGCAAAGAACCACAAAGUACUGUCACCAUUGAACUUGUGGAGCCAACUCCUCUAGAACCCGCUUUAGUGGAAGAAUUACCUGAUGAAGUGACAGAAUCUGUCGACGAAAGUGGUGUUAAACAUAAGAAAACAAUAAAAAGGCGAGUCAUCAAGAAGAGAAAGGGUGAUAAGGUAGAACACACUGAGGUAACUUCUAUAGUUGAGGAUGGUAAACUGCCAAUUUCUGAAGUGAAAACUUUCGAAACACCAUUAUCUGAAGAUUUCACGCCAGAGCUUAUCGAAAGCUCGGUGAUUGAGGAAACACCAGAAGAGGUGACAGUUACUGAAAUUCCUGAUGAAACUGGAAAUAUCAGGAAGAAGGUUAUCAGAAAGAGGGUCAUCAAAACACGCAAAGGCAACAAAGAAGAAAUAACACAUAUAACGACCAUUGAGGAAGUAGGAAAAGAACCACAAAGUACUGUCGCCAUUGAGCUUGUGGAGCCAACUCCUCUAGAACCCGCUUUAGUGGAAGAAUUACCUGAUGAAGUGACAGAAUCUGUCGACGAAAGUGGUGUUAAACAUAAGAAAACAAUAAAAAGGCGAGUCAUCAAGAAGAGAAAGGGUGAUAAGGUAGAACACACUGAGGUAACUUCUGUAGUUGAGGAUGGUAAACUGCCAAUUUCUGAAGUGAAAACUUUCGAAACACCAUUAUCUGAAGAUUUCACGCCAAAGCUUAUCGAAAGCUCGGUGAUUGAGGAAACACCAGAAGAGGUGACAGUUACUGAAAUUCCUGAUGAAACUGGAAAUAUCAGGAAGAAGGUUAUCAGAAAGAGGUUCAUCAAAACACGCAAAGGCAACAAAGAAGAAAUAACACAUAUAACGACCAUUGAGGAAGUAGGAAAAGAACCACAAAGUACUGUCGCCAUUGAGCUUGUGGAGCCAACUCCUCUAGAACCCGCUUUAGUGGAAGAAUUACCUGAUGAAGUGACAGAAUCUGUCGACGAAAGUGGUGUUAAACAUAAGAAAACAAUAAAAAGGCGAGUCAUCAAGAAGAGAAAGGGUGAUAAGGUAGAACACACUGAGGUAACUUCUGUAGUUGAGGAUGGUAAACUGCCAAUUUCUGAAGUGAAAACUUUCGAAACACCAUUAUCUGAAGAUUUCACGCCGAAACUAAUCGAAAGCUCGGUGAUUGAGGAAACACCAGAAGAGGUGACAGUUACUGAAAUUCCUGAUGAAACUGGAAAUAUCAGGAAGAAGGUUGUCAGAAAGAGAGUCAUCAAAACACGCAAAGGCAACAAAGAAGAAAAAACACAUAUAACGACCAUUGAGGAAGUAGGAAAAGAACCACAAAGUACUGUCACCAUUGAGCUUGUGGAGCCAACUCCUCUAGAACCCGCUUUAGUGGAAGAAUUACCUGAUGAAGUGACAGAAUCUUUCGACGAAAGUGGUGUUAAACAUAAGAAAACAAUAAAAAGGCGAGUCAUCAAGAAGAGAAAGGGUGAUAAGGUAGAACACACUGAGGUAACUUCUGUAGUUGAGGAUGGUAAACUGCCAAUUUCUGAAGUGAAAACUUUCGAAACACCAUUAUCUGAAGAUUUCCCGCCGAAACUAAUCGAAAGCUCGGUGAUUGAGGAAACACCAGAAGAAGUGACAGUUACUGAAAUUCCUGAUGAAACUGGAAAUAUCAGGAAGAAGGUUAUCAGAAAGAGGGUCAUCAAAACACGCAAAGGCAACAAAGAAGAAAAAACACAUAUAACGACCAUUGAAGAAGUGGGCAAAGAACCACAAAGUACUGUCACCAUUGAGCUUGUGGAGCCAACUCCUCUAGAAUCCGCUUUAGUGGAAGAAUUACCUGAUGAAGUGACAGAAUCUGUCGACGAAAGUGGUGUUAAACAUAAGAAAACAAUAAAAAGGCGAGUCAUCAAGAAGAGAAAGGGUGAUAAGGUAGAACACACUGAGGUAACUUCUGUAGUUGAGGAUGGUAAACUGCCAAUUUCUGAAGUGAAAACUUUCGAAACACCAUUAUCUGAAGAUUUCACGCCAAAACUAAUCGAAAGCUCGGUAAUUGAGGAAACACCAGAAGAGGUGACAGUUACUGAAAUUCCUGAUGAAACUGGAAAUAUCAGGAAGAAGGUUAUCAGAAAGAGGGUCAUCAAAACACGCAAAGGCAACAAAGAAGAAAAAACACAUAUAACGACCAUUGAAGAAGUGGGCAAAGAACCACAAAGUACUGUCACCAUUGAGCUUGUGGAGCCAACUCCUCUAGAAUCCGCUUUAGUGGAAGAAUUACCUGAUGAAGUGACAGAAUCUGUCGACGAAAGUGGUGUUAAACAUAAGAAAACAAUAAAAAGGCGAGUCAUCAAGAAGAGAAAGGGUGAUAAGGUAGAACACACUGAGGUAACUUCUGUAGUUGAGGAUGGUAAACUGCCAAUUUCUGAAGUGAAAACUUUCGAAACACCAUUCUCUGAAGAUUUCACGCCAAAACUAAUCGAAAGCUCGGUAAUUGAGGAAACACCAGAAGAGGUGACAGUUACUGAAAUUCCUGAUGAAACUGGAAAUAUCAGGAAGAAGGUUGUCAGAAAGAGAGUCAUCAAAACACGCAAAGGCAACAAAGAAGAAAAAACACAUAUAACGACCAUUGAGGAAGUAGGAAAAGAACCACAAAGUACUGUCACCUUUGAGCUUGUGGAGCCAACUCCUCUAGAACCCGCUUUAGUGGAAGAAUUACCUGAUGAAGUGACAGAAUCUGUCGACGAAAGUGGUGUUAAACUUAAGAAAACAAUAAAAAGGCGAGUCAUCAAGAAGAGAAAGGGUGAUAAGGUAGAACACACUGAGGUAACUUCUGUAGUUGAGGAUGGUAAACUGCCAAUUUCUGAAGUGGAAACUUUCGAAUCACCAUUAUCUGAAGAUUUCCCGCCGAAACUAAUCGAAAGCUCGGUGAUUGAGGAAACACCAGAAGAAGUGACAGUUACUGAAAUUCCUGAUGAAACUGGAAAUAUCAGGAAAAAGGUUGUCAGAAAGAGAGUCAUCAAAACACGCAAAGGCAACAAAGAAGAAAAAACACAUAUAACGACCAUUGAAGAAGUGGGCAAAGAACCACAAAGUACUGUCACCAUUGAGCUUGUGGAGCCAACUCCUCUAGAACCCGCUUUAGUGGAAGAAUUACCUGAUGAAGUGACAGAAUCUGUCGACGAAAGUGGUGUUAAACAUAAGAAAACAAUAAAAAGGCGAGUCAUCAAGAAGAGAAAGGGUGAUAAGGUAGAACACACUGAGGUAACUUCUGUAGUUGAGGAUGGUAAACUGCCAAUUUCUGAAGUGAAAACUUUCGAAACACCAUUCUCUGAAGAUUUCACGCCAAAGCUAAUCGAAAGCUCGGUGAUUGAGGAAACACCAGAAGAGGUGACAGUUACUGAAAUUCCUGAUGAAACUGGAAAUAUCAGGAAAAAGGUUGUCAGAAAGAGAGUCAUCAAAACACGCAAAGGCAACAAAGAAGAAAACACACAUAUAACGACCAUUGAGGAAGUAGGAAAAGAACCACAAAGUACUGUCACCAUUGAGCUUGUGGAGCCAUCUCCUCUAGAACCCGCAUUAGUGGAAGAAUUACCUGAUGAAGUGACAGAAUCUGUCGACGAAAGUGGUGUUAAACAUAAGAAAACAAUAAAAAGGCGAGUCAUCAAGAAGAGAAAGGGUGAUAAGGUAGAACACACUGAGGUGACUUCUGUAGUUGAGGAUGGUAAACUGCCAAUUUCUGAAGUGAAAACUUUCGAAACACCAUUAUCUGAAGAUUUCACGCCAAAGCUAAUCGAAAGCUCGGUGAUUGAGGAAACACCAGAAGAGGUGACAGUUACUGAAAUUCCUGAUGAAACUGGAAAUAUCAAGAAGAAGGUUAUCAGAAAGAGGGUCAUCAAAACACGCAAAGGCAACAAAGAAGAAAAAACACAUAUAACGACCAUUGAAGAAGUGGGCAAAGAACCACAAAGUACUGUCACCAUUGAGCUUGUGGAGCCAACUCCUCUAGAACCCGCUUUAGUGGAAGAAUUACCUGUUGAAGUGACAGAAUCUGUCGACGAAAGUGGUGUUAAACAUAAGAAAACAAUAAAAAGGCGAGUCAUCAAGAAGAGAAAGGGUGAUAAGGUAGAACACACUGAGGUAACUUCUGUAGUUGAGGAUGGUAAACUGCCAAUUUCUGAAGUGAAAACUUUCGAAACACCAUUAUCUGAAGAUUUCACGCCAAAGCUAAUCGAAAGCUCGGUGAUUGAGGAAACACCAGAAGAGGUGACAGUUACUGAAAUUCCUGAUGAAACUGGAAAUAUCAGGAAAAAGGUUGUCAGAAAGAGAGUCAUCAAAACACGCAAAGGCAACAAAGAAGAAAAAACACAUAUAACGACCAUUGAAGAAGUGGGCAAAGAACCACAAAGUACUGUCACCAUUGAGCUUGUGGAGCCAACUCCUCUAGAACCCGCUUUAGUGGAAGAAUUACCUGAUGAAGUGACAGAAUCUGUCGACGAAAGUGGUGUUAAACAUAAGAAAACAAUAAAAAGGCGAGUCGUCAAGAAGAGAAAGGGUGAUAAGGUAGAACACACUGAGGUAACUUCUGUAGUAGAGGAUGGUAAACUGCCAAUUUCUGAAGUGAAAACAUUCGAAACACCAUUCUCUGAAGAUUUCACGCCAAAACUAAUCGAAAGCUCGGUGAUUGAGGAAACACCAGAAGAGGUGACAGUUACUGAAAUUCCUGAUGAAACUGGAAAUAUCAGGAAAAAGGUUGUCAGAAAGAGAGUCAUCAAAACACGCAAAGGCAACAAAGAAGAAAAAACACAUAUAACGACCAUUGAGGAAGUAGGAAAAGAACCACAAAGUACUGUCACCAUUGAGCUUGUGGAGCCAUCUCCUUCAGAACCCGCUUUAGUGGAAGAAAUACCUGAUGAAGUGACAGAAUCUGUCGACGAAAGUGGUGUUAAACAUAAGAAAACAAUUAAAAGGCGAGUCAUCAAGAAGAGAAAGGGUGAUAGGGUAGAACACACUGAGGUAACUUCUGUAGUUGAGGAUGGUAAACUGCCAAUUUCUGAAGUGAAAACUUUCGAAGCAGCAUUAACUGAAGAUUUUACGCCAAAAACAAUCAGUAGUUCGGAAACACCAGAAGAUGUGACAGUUACUGAAAUUCCUGAUGAAACUGGAAAUGUCGGAAAGAAAAUAAUCAAAAAGAAAAUCAUUGAAACACGAAAAGGCAGCAAAGAAGAGAGGACGCAGAUUACAACUAUCGAGGAAGUUGGAAAAGAACCACAAAGUAAUGUAACCGUUGAGCUUGUUGAACCAACUCUCACUAAAUCGAUCGAGGAUAUCGCUGAUAGGUACAAAGAGGACAAUCAGAAGAGAAAAGAUGAUGAAGCAAAUAGUGUGUCUGCUCCAGAUAAUGAAGGCGAAUAUUUCGGUAAAAUGGAACCACUUCUUCUACCCGUUUCCAAUUAUGUUGACAGUUCCCAAAAAUCAUCAGAAUCUACACACACAAAUUAUACUCAUCCAUUCACAAGUACGACAAAACCACAAACACAUGACACUCUAGAGCAAAUAAAAACAGCUGACAACAAAGAUGAAAGAAACGAAUUCACGACCGAAAUAUUGGAUGAACCGCAAAAAGAAUCCAUUCUUUUUGUUCCCACUCUUCAGAAAAAGGAUGAACCAACUGAUUCAACAGAAGUUGUAAAAAUGAUAGAGGUAGAAAUACUCAAGAAGGCACUUUCUCAUGAUCUUCCGGAGGACAAAUCUAAUCAAAAAGAAGGUAGGAAAAGGCCAAAAGGACAAAAAGUCAAAAUCCAAUCUCCAUCGGAAUCGAUUUCAGAAGUGUCUGUUGAAAUUCCAGAUGUACUUUCAGUAAGUGGAUCUGAACCGGAAGAAUCAAGAGAAAAUGUGUCUGAAAUGAGACCAAAACAACAUGAAGAAACUGAGACAAAUCUUCAAAUAGAAGAGACAAAAAAACCAAUUCCUAAAACCUCCGAAUUAUCUAAACCAAAAUUGCAAAAAUCAACAAUCGAAAGGAAACAGACUAUUACUCAGAAGUUGGCAAUAUCUGGAGCCCCAGAGACCUUGAAAGGUAUUAAGCUGAAACCAUCAAGUAGAAAGAUUUCAGAGGAUAAACAACAACCCAAAUUCCCGAAAAUAAUGCUCAAAAGUAGAGUUAGAUUUCAUGAUUUUCCACCUCAAAAUGAGACAUAUCAGAAGCCCAGUAUAACAGUUUGUGAACCUGUUAGCAAAUCGAAGGGAGUGUUAUCGAGAAAUAUAAAGGAAGCAGAAAAAAUACCGAAGACAAAACCAAGAAAAUUGAAAAAAAUCGAUGAUGAGUUGAAAAAACUGGAGAGCCUGGAUAUGGAAUUUGAGGACCUCAAGAAGAAUGAUUUGGAACAGGUAGAAGAUGCCUAUAGAAAACCAAUUCAUGAGAAGAAACCCAAAAAGAAAAAUUCGCUCGCAGAAAUUGCUCUGGGGGUGGGAAAGAUGCCGGAAAAAGAAAGUGUUGAGUCAAUUUUGCUGAAAGGUAUCUCCAAGGAAACAAAACCGGAAAGUAUACAAUCGAUUUCAGAAAUCGAUGUAUCCGCUGACUAUUUGGAGGCUUCAGAAAUCACUUUGAGAGAUUUUAAAUCCGAUCUGAAUUUAAUGCCACAUUCAUUCGAGAUACAUGAAAACGACGAGAAAGAAGAUAAAUCUGACGAAAGUACGUAUACAACGCCAGUGACCCGCGAACCGAUCCAAGAAUAUUCUGUAACAGGAGCCGUACAUCCGAAAACAAUGGAACCUGCACAAACCUAUCAGGCAAAACCUGAAGAAACCACCGACCAACAAACUGAAAUCCCAAAAAAAGGAAAAUUGAAGAAGAUACCAGAUGAAAAAGAAGAACGCAUACUUAAGCCAAUACAAAAACCCCAAGAGAAAGGUGAUAUACAAACAAUCAAAGAAGAGCAGAUUCUCAGAGAAAAAUCAACAGCGAAAGAAAUCAUCAUUCCUGAUAUUGAAAAGGGUGCCCAACUUACAGACGCACCUCAGAAGCCAAAGAAAAAAGGUACUAAAAAGAAAAUAACUUCUGAAACUGAUCAUUCAAAAUUGGAAGACUCUCUGCCUGAAAUUGAAAAUGAUAAAAUCAUAUCACCGCUUCCAACAGAACCUUUAUUCGAAGAGACUAAGGAAGGAGUCAGUAUAUUAGAAGACACCAAACCUAUGCUAUCUCAUGUAGAAACAAUUGAAAUGGAGGAAGUCAUUCAGGAACCUGUAGAAUUAGCUCCAGCGCUUUCAGAAGAAGUAGUUGAGCAGAAGAAGAAAAAUAAAAUAAAAUCCCAAACCCAAGAAUUAGUGCACCAAAUUUCAGUUCCAACAGGCGGUUUUGAUGAAUCAGAACCACUCGAAGCACAUGACAUUCCUUUGGUUGAAGUCGAGACUAAAACCAACGAGGAGCCAACAGAGAGGCCUUACCCUGAAGAUGAAGUACUCGUAAAAGAUUACCCAAUUGAUGAAAAAGCUACUAAAAUGAAAGAAUUACCAACGAAAGUUUCAAAAACAGAUCAAAAGUUGAAACCAGAUGGAAAGUUGCCUAAAAAGGUUCCGAUCAAAUCCGAUCGUCCAAUUAUACCUCGACUGAAAAGUCGUAUACGUCAUAUUCAGUUUCCACCUGAUUUGGAAAAAGAAAAGAAACCUGUCCUGAAAUUGUUAGAACCGCCAAUAAAAGAUGCAGGCAUAUUAUCAAGAACGAUAGCAGAAGCUAAUAAAAUCCCCAAGAAAAAGAAAAAACCAAAGAAAGAUGAGUCUAUCGAGAAAUUGGAACAACUCGACAAGGAAAUGGAAAAUUUGAAACAAGAACUCAAGUUAGAAGAGGUGAAUGAGGAAUACAGAAAGAAACCAGAAAAGCCUGAGAAGCCAAGAAAGGAACUUCCCAAGCCCACAAGAAUAGAAUGGAGAUCUGUAUUACCUACAAAGAUGGCGAUAACAGAGGUGACAGAAAAGCCAUUUAAUUUAACUGAUAUCAAACUGAGAAAAACGUCCAUUGUUAAACCGAAAGAAGCAAAACCAGUAAAACCUCCGAAAGUUCUUCUUAAGAGUAGAAUACAGUACUUGAAAUUCCCACCAGAUUUAGAGGCCGAAAAGCACCCUUCUAUAAAAAUAUUAGAGCCUAUUGAAAUUCAGAAUGGAGUUUUGUCUCACAAUCACGAAGAAGCAAUGAAGAAAUUGAAGAUGAAAAAAAGAAAACUGAAAGAUUCGGGCGAGCCAACGACAUCUCUAGAAGAACUCGAUCUUGAAAUGGAUGAAUUGAAGAAGAAGGAAUUAGAAGAAGUUGAUGAAGAAUAUCAUGUCUUCAAAAGAAAACCUAAAGAGAAGACUAAAGAAACUGUGACACCUGCGGUCACCUUAAAAUUGGGAAAGGGUAAGGUACCUGAGAGACCAGAGGAAUCUGAAGAAGUUGUCACUUUGAAGAAAACGAAGAAAACAACAGAAACUUCAUCUAUUACUGAAGAAACCCUUCCUCGCCCUCAAAAACCUAGUGAAACCACUAUCACUGCAAAAAUUCCUACUACCAAACAAAAGCUCGCACCGUUGGAUUCAACUGAAUUCGACAGAACUGAAUUAGAUUUGGAAAAAUACGUCCCGGCAGGUCCAGAAUCUCCUGAAGAAAAAUCUUCUGAGGAGCCUAAAUCGAAAUACCAACGGAAAUUGAAGAGUGCCCCGUCUCCAGAAAUAGUUUCAAUACCACUUGAAAAGGGAACUCCUAAGCCUGCUGAAAUAACAGAAGAAGAUGAUGUUACAUUCAGAAUUCCAGGAAGAAAUAUUCCAGAUGAGGAACCUUCAAACAUAACUUUGAAACCUUUCAAAAAAUCAGAAGAUGACGAUAAGAAUACAUUCCUUUCAAUGGAUAUUGAAAAACCACAGCUUACUUCCGAACAAGAAUACAAAGAACCUGUAAUCGAGAUUUUAGAAAAGGAAAAAUCCCCAGAAACUAGAAAAUCUCCAGAAAAAAACGCUGAAGAUGACGAGGUGAAAGUGAAGAAACCGAAAACGAAGAAGAUUAAAAUAAAGGAUAAAGCAGUACCUUCAACAGUGGAAAAUGUUCCCGAGUGUACGCAGGAAGAACGCCCUCUAGAAAUCACCCCUAAGGAACAGUCUCAGCCUGAAGAAGUAUCUGUGGAAUUACUUAAUGAGGAAGUACUCCCCAUGGCAGAACGAUCAGUUGAAUUGGCAGACGCAGACAAAGUAAAACCAGAAGAAAUCACCAAUGAACAGUAUCAAAUCGAGAAGAAAACGAAGAAGAUCGUUAAAAAAUCCAGAAAAAUCCCAGAGUCGUCAGAAACAGUUGUUGUAGAAAUGAUUCCUGAUGAAGGCGAAGAAGUAGAAUCAGAAAAUUCAGAACCGAAGAAGACUGAACCACUUCCAGAUGAACCGUCGGAAAUCACUGUCGAUGAAACAAUUUGUAGAAGAAAGAAAAUUAAACCACAGGAACCAAGUACUGAUGAAUCAACUGAAGAAAUAACCAUCACCAACAAAAUUAUGACAAAGAAACACGCACAAAAGGAUGAUGAAGUUUCCUCCGAGUUCGUACUGAAAAAACCUCGAGAUAAUACAAAAGAAUCCAUAACUGAAGAAGUUGAAACAACCAUAACAAGAAGGAAGAAACAGCCAACAGCCCCAGAAGAUGCUCAAGCGGAAUUGAAAAUUAAAAAACUGGAACCACAAGAUACGAAAGCCGAAGUUUCAGAGACUCCUGCACAAGAGCUAGUGAAAUCUCCAGAUGUGAAACUUGAAGAAUCUACAGAAGACAUCACCAUCAGUAAAAAGAUAACGAAGAAAAUGCCGGUGCAAAACGAAGAUGAAGUGUCUACCCGACUGAUAUCACAUAAACCUCAAGAUGAUCAAAACGAAUAUAUCACUGAAGAAGUGGAAAAAACCAUAAUCAAAAAGAAGAAAAAACCAAAAACUCGUGAUGAUGGUGACGUGAAGGCAGAUUUACAAAUCAAAAAAGAAGUUCCAGAAGAAAUUAAGGAAUCAGUUACAGAAACUAUUGCGAAAGAGCCCUCUAAGAAGAAACCUGAAGAAACGUCUGAAGACUUCACCAUCACCAAACGAAUAACGAAAAAGGAGCCUGUGCAGGAGGAUGACGGGGUUUCGGCAGAUUUCGUUCUUCGGAAACCUAGAAAUGAUGAAGAUAAAUCAAUAACUGACGAAAUUCAGACGACAAUAAUUAGAAAAAAGAAGAAACCAAAAACUACAGACGAAGCAGAGGCAGAAUUGCAUAUUGAGAAAUUCAUAGAAAAACCUUCUGAAGAGGAACCGGAAGAAACAACUCAAGAAAUCACUAUCACCAAAAGAAUUGGUAAAAAGAAACCUCAGCCAGAAACUGAUGAAACUGCAGCAGAAUUCGUUUUGAAGAAACCUCGAGAAUAUGAAACAGAAAGCAUUACUGAAGACGUGGAGACAACAAUUAAAAGAAAGAAGAAAAAACCAACAACUAUUGAUACAGCUGAAGCUGAACUACAUAUCGAGAAAAUCGAAGAAAUAGAAGAAGAAAGUGAAAAGAGUGAAGAAAAAUCACAGGAAGUUUCUCCAGAUAUCGAAAAUGCAAACCAAAGUACAGCGGAAGUGUCUAUCACUAAAAAAUUAAAGAAAAAGAAACCAGCCAAAGAACUUGUCAAUCAAAAACCUGAAGAUGAGGUGGAAGCAGAAACGACCAUUAUGAGAAAGAGAGAAAAAGAUGAAGAUAAUUUUGAAGCAGAAAAAACCAUUAUAAGAAGAAAGGAAAAACCUGAAUCUGACGACUCAGACGAAAUUGUCAUUGAGAAGGUAAUUCCAAAGAAAAAGGAACUACAAAUCGAGAACGAAGAAGAUGUUGAUGUAACUAUAAUCAAGAAAAAGCCGGAUUCGGAUGAAGUACAAGAAUUCACGAUCAAAAAGAAACCAGUACGUAAACCAUCCAUUGAAGAGCACUCCGACGAAAUAACAAUCAAGAAAUUGAAGAAAAUCAGAAAACCAUCCAAACCAGACAUCCCAGAAUUCACAGAUGUCACGGAUGUUACAUUCAGACCGAAAGUAACGAAAACCAAGGAAGAUGUUGAUCAGGAGUUCAAAAUUUCUCUAGAUUCUUACGCUGAAGAAGAAAUUUCAAUGUCUGGCAAAAUAAGAUUAAUGAAAAAGAGACCAUCAACAUAUUCUGAGGAAGCGGGACAGGAAACUAUACGUAUUUUCCAAGAGGUAGAGCAAGAAGGUCCAGUUAUUGAAGAAAUCAUUGAUGAAGGAAGCGAUGCGGAAGAGCUGCCAUACGAUGAAGAGAGUCCUGAGAAUUUCCAUGUUCCACUGAAGAAAAAUAUUCCGCGAAAAUACUCAGUGUUCGAAGAGGAUGAGGAAUCAGUGUCGAUUGGACUUAAGAAAAAGAGUGAGAGUAAAGAUUAUGAAGAAGAAUCCAUGACCCUCAAAUCCAAGAAAAAACCAAAAUCAACUUAUGACCAAGAAGCUGCUUCGUUGAGCAUCACUAGAGAAACUGAAGUUCUUGUAGAACCUGAUGUUGAAGUCUUAGAGGAAAUAGUUUAUUGCAUUCGUCCUUAUAAUGCAGAGACUGAAUCAUCAAUGGAUUUGGUAGAAGGAGAAAGAGUAUAUGUAAUCGAAACACAUGAUUCCGAUUGGUGGCUUGUGAAGAAAUUAUUCGCAAAUGAGAAAGGAUGGGUACCAGCAAAUAUCUUGAUGGAUGAAAAUAAUUAUAAGAUAUAUAUUCAGAAAAAACUCAAUGAAAAAAUUGAUGAACUACCAGUAUUUGAACAGCCUACCGACAAAAAGAAAUCAGUGGCACCGAGAUUCAUCGAGAGAUUAAAACCUACCGUGUGCAGAGAUGGUGACACUGUACAGUUCCAGUGCCAAGUCGAAGGAUCACCUCGUCCACAAAUCACUUGGUUCCGUCAGACCGCGAUCAUAAAACAUUCGGAAGACUUCCAAAUAUACUAUGACGAAGACAACGUCGCUACCCUGAUCAUCAAGGAAGUUUUCCCCGAAGAUUCUGGAUCGUUCACAUGCGUGGCGAAAAAUUCGGCCGGGUCUGCAUCAACUACAACAGAAUUAAUUGUUCAACACACAUCAGACCACGACUAUACUUACGUGUCGAGAAAGAGUAUGUCCAAAGAGUCGUCACUAGCAGAUGUAUUGGAGGGAAUUCCACCGACGUUCUUCCAUAAGCCAAAGACUUACUGCAUACCCGAGUAUUCCACUAUAGAGAUCGAAUGUGGAAUGAUAGCCUUGCCGGAACCGCACAUAAUUUGGUACCGAAAAGGCCGAAUUCUUAAUAACACUGAUAAUGUUACUAUAACAACAACAUCUAAGGGACCCAAAUAUCACUCUACGUUGAAAAUUGAAAACAUACAAAAGAACCAAGAAGGAGAUUAUGAAAUCGUAGCAAGAAACAGUGAGGGUGAAAGCAGAAUCCACUGUUCAAUUAAUGUUAUUUCUGAAGGCAAUCAGGCUCCAGAAAUUAUCGAACCGCUCGUUUCAAAAACAAUCCGUAAAAAAGAACCCAUCACCCUCAGAACAGUGAUAACAGGAAAUCCAGCACCGACAGUCGAAUGGUUCAAAAACAAGGAACCAAUAGAGCCUUCGUUGGUGGAGCGAGAUGAGCAUACUUAUACAUAUUCCAUCACAAGGUCAACACUCAACGAUGCUGCGGAAUAUACUGUGAAAGCAUCAAAUUCAUGUGGUUCUGCUGAAACUAAGGCUUAUCUUAGUGUUGAGGAAUAUACCGUUAAUGAGGUGCCGAUGUUCAUUGAACGUUUCGAAGAAUUAGUGGUACCCGUCAAUAGAACUAUUCGUCUUUCUGCACGAGUAACUGGCAAUCCAGUUCCAGAAAUAACGUGGUUGAAGAACAACGUACCAGUCGAAGCGAGCGAAAGGAUUCAGAUGUCCUACGAUGGAGAAAACAUCGAACUGAUAAUCACCAACGCAAAUUCAGAAUUAGAUUCUGGAGAUUACAAAUGCAUCGCCCAGAAUAAAGUGGGAAAAGCCUCGCAUGGUGCUAAAGUAACGGUGGAAGUGGACGAAGUUAAAUUCACGAAAAAGUUGGAGAAAUCUUACCAGAGCAUAGAAAGAGAAACGUUACAGCUCGUAUGCGAAACGUCCCACAAAGUUUCUACGAAAUGGUUCUUCAACAACAAAGAAAUAACCGGAAUGGAUUAUCGCACUGUAGUCGAAGAAGGAAAAACUCACAAACUAUUGAUCAAAAAUAUAACAGAGAAAGAUCAAGGGCACUAUAAAUGCUCCGUGAAAAACGUAUCAACUGAAACAGUUGUCAGUGUUAUUCCCACCAAACCUGAAUUCGUCAGACGUUUACAGGACCUCGAAAUACCCGAACGUGAAAUGGCAAUCCUUGAAGUGGAAAUUUCAUCGGAGACCGCCGAAGUUAUAUGGAAGAAGGAUGGAUCCACUAUUACGGAAACUGAAAACUUUGAACUGGUUAAAGAAGGAGGAUUGAGAAAACUUCUGAUAAGAAGCACCUCAAUUCACGACGAAGGAGAGUAUACCUGCAUGUUAGAAGACGACGAAUGCAGAGCUGAAGUUAACGUUAUCGAAUUACCUCCAGAAAUCAUCACUCAUCUACAUGAUAAAACAGUCAACAGAGGAGACAAAACUGUGUUCGAAAUAGAACUGUCCAAGGGAGAUGCCCUAGCCAAAUGGUUCAAAGAUGGCGUCGAGAUACAGUUCUCAGAGCAUAUACAAUUAUCCAUCGAUGGAAAGAAACAGAAGUUGAAAAUAUACAAUUCAGAAUUAACGGAUGCUGGAGUUUACACUUGUGAGGUUGGCCUGCAGAAAUCUUCAGCCAAACUGACUGUAAACGAAGGAUUGUUCCAUUUCAAGAGACCACUUCCUCCAAUUACAAUCAUAGAAGAAAACGCUGAAGUCGAAUUUUGGGUCGAACUAUCGCAAAGCGAUGUUGAAGUGGAAUGGUACAAAAACACCAAAAAAAUAGUAACCUCAGACAGAUACAGAAUAAGCUCAGAUAAAACCAUCAGAAGAUUGGUCAUGAAAAAGACCACAAUUGAGGACGAAUCCGAAUAUUCUUGUCGGGCUACGUUCAGAUCUGAAACUAUAACCAGUUCUACGCAACUGAAAAUUGGAGGAAAACCAUCACCACCUAGAGGACCCCUUCAAAUAUCAGGAAUGUCAGCCAAUUCCUUCACGAUCCACUGGGAACCGUCAGAAUACGAUGGACACUCUCCCAUCAUCGAAUAUAUUGUUGAAAUGAAGGAAAUGCAAACUCAAAAAGAAUUCAAAAAAGUUGGAGCCACAAAAGGAGAUGUGACCACAAUACCUAUCAACUAUCUGGAAAAGGACCAUGGUUACAGAUUCAGGAUAACAGCGCGAAACAGUAUUGGUAUUAGUGAGCCUUAUCUACCAGAAGAAACUAUUGUUGCUGGAUCUAGGAUCAGAAUUAAAUACCAGUUUGAAAAAACCGAUGAAAGCUUUUACUGCUUACUUGGUAUAUUCCCCCCAGCUACGUUCAAAACAAAGACACCACCAUCCCCUCCAAUCAACUUAACCCUGAAAGACGUGACCAGUCGCAGCGCAACUUUGUCUUGGGGACCUCCCGAGAACAAUGGUGGUACUGAAAUCACUGGUUAUGUCGUCGAGAGAAAAUUGGAGUUCAUGCCGAAAUGGGAAAAAGUCUUCACUUUGGAGUCGUUCACUCUUCAAUAUACAUUCGAGAACCUCAAGGAGAAGAGUGAUUAUAGAUUCAGAGUAUUCGCCGAAAAUGCUAUCGGCUUGAGUUUACCUGCUGUUACAGAAACUGUACAACUCAAAACACACGCAACCGUCCCAUCACCACCAACAGCCCCUCUCGAAAUAAGAACUAUUGGACCAAAUGCCAUAGUUAUAGAGUGGGGACUUCCAGAAUCCGAUGGCGGUUCUCCCCUACUCGGCUACAAGAUCGCCAUCAAAGACACGAAGAAAACGAUGUGGAUGGAGAUCGGUAGGGUGAACAAAGGCGUUCUCAAAUUCACCAUCAGAGAUUUGCAGGAAGGACACGAUUAUCUGAUAAGAAUUUUCGCGAGGAACGAAAUUGGUCUUAGUGAGCCUCUGGAAUCAGAUGAACCAUUCAAGGUCCUUCCUUCAGGUGAAACUGACCAAGAAGACUUUAGAGAAGUGACAGAUAGAGAACCAACAUCCUACAGUACAGAAACAACAACCUCCUGGCUGAGGGAGAACAACAUGGAUGCAGAUAUUUAUACUUACGCCAGAGGAAAACUUUUGCAACGCGAUGAAUACUUCUUCCGUAUUUGGUGUUACGCGAAGCAAUUGUUCAAAUAGAAAAACGAAGUUAGACGCUGUACAUAAUUGUUAAUUUUAAUAUUUAAACGUACUUAUCGAUUUGUUAUAAUUUUUAUAUAUCUAAAUGAUAUGAUAUGACCAAUAUAGGGACACGAAAAGUGAUAAAACCUGUAUACAUGUUAUUGAAUCUAGUCCCUGAGUUUGUUUGAUACCCACUGUGAUAUGCUAUAUCAAAAAUGGACUUGAAGAAUGUAUUAUUCAAACAACAGGUGUGUUUGAAAUACAGACUCACCUUAACUGAAAACUUAUACCGAUAUUUGUUUUAUACGUAAACCUAUUCUAUACUUGUAUUUAUUGUAUUGAAAGCAUCAGUCUUAGCCAUUUAUUUGUAUUUCAGAAGGUUCGGAAAGCCUUCGAACAAUAUCAAUUGACAUAUGUCCAAAUAUUGAAUUAAGGGGUUGAGUAAAAAAUGGGAGAAAAUAUAGGUGCAAAAUAACAUCUUCAAUUUAUUCAACCACUUAAUCGAUAUAUUUACUGUAUUUGUUCGAAUUAAAAAUAAAUAUGCACUCAAAUAU
Messenger RNA from Coccinella septempunctata (seven-spotted ladybird), 58783 nucleotides. Its product is annotated as titin. Gene Ontology annotation, molecular function: protein binding; DNA binding. The coding region runs from base 267 to 58247 and encodes 19326 amino acids. The transcript has 36 exons. The record is from RefSeq and is a predicted model, not a curated record. NCBI's taxonomy places the organism in Eukaryota, Metazoa, Arthropoda, Insecta, Coleoptera, Coccinellidae.